AUGGAAGGAACAGAGGUCAGAGGAGAAAGAGAGGAGAAGAGGAGCUUCAGCGCUGAAAGGAAAGAUGAAAUGGAGGGCAGAGGAGAGUCUUGGAUGAAAAAGAGAGAGGGGCUUAGUGAAAGGUAGAGAGAGAGAGAGAAAACGGAGGUGGUUCAGCCUCAGGGAUGGAUGGAUUAGAGUGAAGAGAUGGAGGGAGAGUGUUAUAAGAAGGUGCCCAGGUGUGUGUGUGUGUGUGUGUGUGUGUGUGUGUGUGUGUGUGCUCAGGGGCCAGGUGAGAGUAGAGGGGCUAAACACUGUGAUUCAUUUACGGGCCAGACCCCCACAGCCAAGGCCAUUAUUCACCAGAAGACCACACACACACACACACACACACACACACACACAUUCAGAUACCAAAUACAUACACACAAGCAUGUACAACCGCUUCCCGAAUUCCCCCCACACAUACUUUUUUGCACACGCCUAAAUCUAAAUCUAUGCUCCCUCAUCAAACACACACACACACACACACACACACACCACACAGACACACACACACACACUUAAUUAUGCACAUGCACACACACACGUAAACACAGUACUGCCCAGAAAGUGUAACACAGCCGUUUGACUAUCAUUUAGCUGCUAUUAAACCUCCUAAACAUACACACACGCGCCGUCCAAACAGAUGCUGUUUUAACCACUCAACGUUUGCUAUGUCAACCACCCAGCCAACACAUCCUAUAAACACAUCAUCAAGUCGUCCUCUUAUAGACGAGCCACCACAAUCCUACGCUACAUUCUGAGCAGCUGGAUUCUAUAUAUCAAGUCAAUCCAGACAAAGCAUGACCGUGAUGAUGAUGCCAAAUCAGUUUGAUCCUAUAUCCCGGUACAGCCUAUAAAAACCAAUCCCAGAAAUCCCAGACUUUCCACUCAGCCUACACAAACGAUCACAGAACCUCCCAACUCACUCAAUCAACCACGCACUAUAUUUUAGCCAUUUUCUCAACCGACUGAAGCUAGUUAGCAAAGGCGUGGUUGUUGUCAUGAACAGCGAACAGCAUGACGUACUCAUGAACAGUGAACAGCGUGACGUACUCAUGAACAGCGUGACGUACUCAAGAACAGCAAACAGCGUGACGUACUCAUGAACAGCGUGACGUACACAUGAACAGCGUGACGUACUCAUGAACAGCGUGACGUACUCAUGAACAGCGUGACAUACUCAUGGACAGUGUGACAUACUCAUGGACAGCGUGACAUACUCAUGAACAGCGUGACAUACUCAUGGACAGCGUGACAUACUCAUGAACAGGGGAACGUACCUCAUGGACAGUGUGACAUACCUCAUGGAAACAGCGUGGACGUACUCAUGAACAGCGUGACGAUACUCAUGGGGACAGCGUGGGAACAGGUGACGUACUAUGAACCAGCGUGAUCAUGACUCAUGGACAGCGGAUAAUCAUGGACAGGUGAAAAUACUCAGGGACAGGUGGACGUACUCAUGAACAGCGUUGACGUAACUCAUGAACAGCGUGGACGUACUCAUUGAACAGCGUGACCAACUCAUUGGACAGCGUGACAUACCUCAUGAGGACAGCGUGACAUAACUCCAUGGACAAGCGUGGCAAUACUCAUGAACAGCGUGACAUACCUCAUGCAACCGCGUGACGUACUCAUGAACAGCGUGACAUACUCAUGGACAGCGUGACAUACUCAUGAACAGCGUGACGUACUCAUGAACAGCGUGACGUACUCAUGAACAGCGUCACGUACUCAUGAACAGUGUGGAACGUACUCACUGAACAGCGUGACGUACUGCAAUGAAACAGCGUGGACGUACUCAUGAACAGCGGGACGUACUCAUGAACAGCUGUGACGUUACUCUAUGAACAGCGUGACGUACUCAUUAAGCAAGCGUUGACGUACUCAUGGGACAGCGUGCCAUUCUCAUUGAACCAGAGUUGACAUACUCAUGGACAGCGUGACAUACUCAUGGACAGCGUGACGUACUCAUGGACAGCGUGACGUACUCAUGAACAGCGUGACGCUUGUUCUCGUGUCUCUCUUCUUUUGUUAAUUUGCUUUGUUUCAACUGUUUACGCCAAACGCUAACCUCCCCUCCUCCUUCGUUGACAGGAAAAUAGAUAUGGCCACCAGAGUGUUUUUAAGCACUGGAGCGGCUUCUCUUCCUAAUCUGCAUGGAGAGACUGAGUGAAGCAAUUUUAGCGUUCAACAGAGGGUUUAAUAACAGCCAUGUCGAGGAGGGUUCGGUUUCCCCUCUAUAAUUUGGUGGAAGGGAACUGUUCUUUUUCCGGCUGCCCGGGUUACCGCCGUGCCAAACCUCACUGCCUCCUUCCCAGAAAUUGAGCGUUUGGUUGGUUGGGUCAUAUAGGAUGGAUCCAGACAGACCGACAGACAGCCUUCUGAAGCUUCCAUGGUUGGAUUUUAAUAUUCUUAAAUGGCUUAUUUUUCAUAAUACUGUACACUUUCCUUUAGUGUCAUGUAUAUUUCACUCCUCUAAUGAGUGUAAAUGAAUCUGAUACAGAUAUGAUUCUAAUCAGCAUACUGAACAGUAAAAGCACUAGAUUGCUGUUAGCAGGAGUGAAGGGAAAGACAGUGUCUUCCUUCCACUCACAACCUUUGAGGAAAGUUAUUAGGACCACAUCACUGGAGUUAUAAUGAUUUAAGAGACAGAUGAUAGAGAACUGGAAGUGUUUAUCCUAACCCAAGCACAAAUAGGACACACACACACACACACACACACCCACCCACCCACCCAUGGUUGAGUGGAGGAGUGUGAUAGCCUUAGCUAGUGCUGGGCUGAGGUCAUGGCUUUAUUAGACAGAGACGCCGGGGAGGAAUCCCUUUGAGUCUGCACCAUGAGUACCACACACACACACAUACGCUAGUGCACACACACACACACACACACACACACACACACACACACACACACACACACACACACACACACACACACACACACACAUACUCAUUCAUAUAGUAUACACACAGGCAUGCAGACAAGCAGACACAUUCUCACAUUCUCUUACCCUCACACACACACACACACACACACACACACACACACACACACACACAUUCUCCGGACCCUUACACCACACCACCAAAUUACCUUCACACACUCAGAGCUGUGAGUUGGGAUCAGCGUGAGGCCAAAAUGUCCAUUUAAAUCAAUUAGGUACCAGAGAUGAGGCUGUGGUUUAAUUACAGCCAGUCUUAGUGGGCUCAUUUCAGACUCGGGCCCGUUCACGGCUGGAGCUCCAUUGACACGGGCUCUGUUAAUUCAGUCUUUGAGGGCGCUGUUAAUUCAGUCUUUCAGGGCUCUGUUAAUUCAGUCUUUGAGGGCUCUCUUGUUUACUGGGUCUCUGUCUCUUAAUUGUUAUUUGCAGGAAGAGGAGGAAAGACUUCAGUUUGUCACAGUCUCGUUGGGUCUGUCUAAACCUAGUAAUUACUCACAGAUGGUUUGGAAGACACACACACACACACACACACACACACACACACACACACACACACACACACACACACACACACACACACACACACACACACUUGUAUUUGUGAUCCGAGUGAUUGUGCAUGCCCACUCCCUAUUAGUUUAUGUGUGUGCACUUUUGUGUGUAAUGUUGUAUUUGUGUGUGUUUGUGUUUAUUUAUGUAUUCCCUGGCAGAGAGCCAGGAAUCGUUCAGAUCAUACACUCCCCACAACACUGUCACACCCACAAUUCAGUAUGUUUCCCUGUUUUUCACUAUCACAGACCCAAACACGUAAACCAGUCCCCCCUGUCUCUAACGCCCUCUGCUCUCUAUCCCCCCCUCCUGGCCAGACGGUAACACUGACAGCCUGUUUGACAUAGAGAAGGGCGUCGGCACCAUCAUCAUCGCUAAGCCUCUGGACGCUGAGCAGCGCUCCUUCUACAACAUGACUGUGGAGGUGACGGACGGGACCAACUCUGCAGCCACACAGGUACUGCAGCUGGGGACGCAACAUAUCAUAUCACUAUUUCUUCUCAGAAAGAGCCAAAUCUACUACCUGUACAUGUUGAUUUUGGCGUGCGUAAGUUAAAGUUAAUGUGGGACUGUUAGUAUUGUGUUCUGUAGCUUGCUACCACCUGUACAUCUGAACACGCAUAAAUGCACCCUCACACACACCCUCACACACACCCUCAUAAAGUACAUGAUAAACCACAUACAUGCUUCUAAUAGUUACAUUUGAAACCACAUACACAGACCUUGCCUUCAUGGACAGACGCUACACUCCCAUGCCCAAGGACAUUUAUUUUUUUACUCUUCCAUCAGCCAUUUUGAAAAACGUCUUUAGAUGGUGUGAUGGAUGGCGCCCGUCACAUUGUCACAUGAAUGAUGGCGUACGGCGUGUCAAGGACCUAUCAGAUUGAUCGGAACACAGCUAGCGGUGAUAACUAACGGUGCAAUCGUCUCUCUCCUCCCCCGCGUCUAAUUCCUCUGGUCAAGGACGUGGUGUGUACAGUGGACAAUAGCGUCCCCCUGUCCUGUCCUGUCCUGUCCUGUCCUGUCCUGUUCCUUUGCACUGUUCAGGCUGUGGUUGAAUGUUCCAAACAAAAAGGAACAAGAUUGUUAGUGUGUAAACUGAGCUAGUGUGAAGAUUCUUUAUCAGUCUCUGUUUGAGUUAGGACUGUCAUGUUGUAAAGUGGGUUGGAUGCUAUACAGUAUGAUGACAGAGAAAUAUCACAAUUUAAAUUGAUAAGAAAUAUACCGGUACAUCUUAUUUCCCUUUCCUCUUUUAGAGGUCAUGUCAUGUACAAUGUGUGUUCAUUGUUUGUUAAAUGCAGAAGGUGACUGUGGUGGAACAGGACACACACACACACACACACACACACACAAACACACAGUAGAAGGGAUUAGCAUUUUUAUAGCGUGGAAGGGAUUGCGCUGACAUACGGAAUGUGCUUUUGCACGACACCUUAUAAUCUCCCUGUGACAGUCCGUUUCAUGCAUAUGUCACUCUACCUGUUCCCUCCAUUGUCAUUUUCAGGGCCAGUGCUUUUCAAUACCCAGACAUUAGUUGUGUGAAAAGGACAAAUGCAUACAUAUCAUUUAUAUUCAUAUUUAUUUUGUCAUUUUGUCAUAUCCAUCUGUCUGUCAUGUUCCUACAGUGCAUGGCAAAGUUUCUGUAAAGCAUUCUGAGACAAGGUGACAGGGAAACUGGUUCCCUGGUGAAAAUGAUAGUAUGCUGAUACUGAUAAUGCUGUAGAUUUAGAUUAAUAUGAACACAUUCUUACAUUCACUCACAUUACAUUUUUCAAUUUCCCCCCUCCCCCUCCCUCCCUCUUUCAUCACUCUCUCUCUCCCUCUCCCUCUCCCUCUCCUCGUUCAGAAUGAUAGCUGGAGGGAAAUGCAAAUUAGCUUUACUGCUGUGUGCCCUGAAAGGGAGAGCCAACCCACUGCACACAGAUGUCAAUUCAACAUCUAUUCCUCGUUGGUUCAACGUCAUUUCAUUGAAAUAACAGCGUUGAUUCAACCAGUGUGUGCCCAGUGGGUAUCCUCAUUAAGUACAGAUGUCUAAUAGCUAGCUAGGGCACAGGAAGCCAAAAACAUCCCCUCUCACCUACUCUACUCUCUAUUCAGACUGAGUAACUGUUUCUGUCUCAGUUGGUCCAUUAGGCCAUGUCACACCCUGCGUGAUGGUACCUGUUCACGAUGUCCAAAUCCCCUUGCUAUUCAUUCCAACACACACAUAUCACCGUUAAACAACUCCCCUUCCCUGCCUACCAACACACACACACACACACACACACACACACACACACACACACACACACACACACACACACACACACACACACAUACAGUCCCUACACACCCCUGCAAGAUGUGCUGACUAAAUCCCAAUGGGUGUUCAAUACACCUCCCCGACUCUUGGAGAAUGUACAACUGGUAAAUAAUCGCAGAUAUUUCAAUCAGAUGUCUAGCUAGCUAGGUAACUCAAGGGCUCUGGCUAUUAGCCAGGUAGCUAGCUAUAACUAGCUGGCUAGAAGGAUGAAGUUAGAAGCUAACGUUGAACGGAGCCUGACCUCAGCAGGAGCAGUUGACUGAAAUUAAGCUAGCUAUAAUCAAAAGAUGGGCUACUAUAAGUUACCAUAACAAAAUACCUUUUCUUUAUCGAGAGUAGUGAGACAGCUGCAACAUCAAGAGCAUCCUGACUGGUUGCAUCACCGCCUGGUAUGGCAACUGCUCGGCCUCCGACCGCAAGGCGCUACAGAGGAUAGUGCGUACGGCUCAGUACAUCACUGGGGCCAAGCUUCCUGCCAUCCAGGACCUCUAUACCAGAGGAAGGCCCUAAAAAUGGACAAAGACUCCAGCCACCCUAGUCAUAGACUGUUCUCUCUGCUACCGCACGGCAAGCGGUACCGAAGCACCAAGUCUAGGUCCAAAAGGCUUCUCAACAGCUUCUACCCCCAAGCCAUAAGACUGCUGAACAGUUAAUCAAAUGGCUACCUGGACUCUUUGCAUUUUUACGCUGCUGUCACGACUUCCUCCGAAGCUGCCUCCUCUCCUUGUUCGGGCAAGGUUCGGUGUUCGUCGUCACCGGCCUUCUAGUCCACUGCCACUCCUCAUCUCAUAAUUCCAUUUGUUUUGUCUUGUUUAUUACACACACCUGGUUCAUAUCUCCUCAUCAGUUCCUGUUCCCUCUGCCCCCUUGUCUUUGUGUGUGAUUGUUUAUUGUGGAGGAGAGAGAAGCUCAGUGGAGCUCCGUGUAUUUUGUAUCUCUGGGAAUAUUCCCCGUGUGCCUUGUAUUUUCCAGUGCGCCUGGAGCGUUUUGACGCAUUACUGCGUAACUCUGUGGUUCAGAAUAAAUCCUGUUAUUCUGUGAUUUACCCUCCUGCGCCUGACUCCUUCAAAUCACCUCAUCACAGCUGCUGCUACUCGCUGUUUAUUAUCUAUGCAUAGUCACUUUACCCCUACCUACAUGUGCAUAUUACCUCAAUUACCUCGACAAACCUGUACCCCCGCACAUUGACUCGGUACCGGCAGCCCCUGUAUAUAGCCUCGUUAUUGUUAUUUUAUUGUUGCUCUUAUAUUUUUUACUUCAGUUUAUUUAGUAAAUAUUUGUCUUAACUCUUAUUUUUCUUAAAACUCCAUUGUUGGUUAAUGACUUGUAAGUAAGCAUUUCACGAUAAGGUCUACUACACCUGUUGUAUUCGGCGCAUGUGACAAAUACAAUUUGAUUUGAGACAGUGGUGAGUCAGGCUGCAAUGAAGGAGGCAAAGGAGAUACACAGAGAGAGGAAGCAUUGAAGCAAGCAGGGAGAGAGGUUGGUAGUAGAGUGGUUCCCAAACUUGGGGUCCGGGACCCAUGUGGGGUCCCCUAAAAUGUAAAAAGGGUCCCCUGAGAGAGUCUUUAAUCUUAUCAAACACAUUAAUAACUUGUUUCUCUUCAAAUGGGUAUAGAAUACAACAUUUUAGAGUCAACUAAAGGCCUUUUACUCUGUCAGAAUACACUUUCAUGUCAUUAUGUGUUGGGACAGCCUGUGGGACACAAAAUGUAGUAAAAUACGGUAUAAAGACAAUUUAAAUAUAAAGACAAUUUAAUAUUAUGUACACUGAACAAAAAUAUAAACGCAACAUGCAACAAUUUCAAAGGUUUUACUGAGUUAUAGUUCAUAUAAGGAAAUCAGUCAACAUCAUCAGUCCUGACUUACCACUCAUGUAUGUAGUAAAGAAGUAGUGAAACGCGUAUUAUUGAGUAGAACUUGUAAGGUAGUGAUGAAUAUUAAGUUAGUUGGGUUUUUUCAUGAGGUUGUGGCGGUAUACUGCUAUCUGUUGGCGAAUAGAAACAAUUGCAUAAUAGGAACUAUUACAAAUUGGUGGUCCUUGAAAAUCAAUAUUAGUGCUUGAAAAAAUACUUGAAAGUCCUUGAAUUUGACUUGCCACUGUCUGUACGAACCCUGAAACACACACAUACACACUUAUCCCCCCGGCCCACACACACACACCUGUAAGACGUGCUGACAGUAGUGCCAGUCGCAAGAGGCUGUGCUGAGUUCCCUUCUUCAACAUCACAGAUGGAGGCUCAGCGUGACGCCCAAUGGGGGAAAUCUCCACUGUUCACCGGCAGGAAGACAGCUGUUGCUCCUGUCUUAUAUUUAGUCUUCCCUGCUGUCGGCCUUCCUAUAUACCUUACUCCCUUCUUACGCAACACAACCGCCUUUGUUAUCGGCGGCGGUUUCCAUGAGUCAUCAACCGUCAAAACAGUACAUGACACGCAACAAGCACGUCAGCAAACAUAUGUCUCGACUGGUUGUAUAUAAAUACAUUAACUGCAAAAACGUCUUAUUCACAUAAUAGUUGUGACAGACUUGCAAAUAUGCACUGUAUGACACGGAACUGAAUAUAGUAUCUGACCGACUGUAUAUGUUAUGGCCUACCCUUCACUCCCACUGAAGACUGAAGACAAAAAUGUUUGUGUGUUGUAGUACUACGACAUAUUGGCCUAACCCUACCCACAACCACCCUCUCUCCUUCUCCUCUCCAGGUCCACAUCACAGUGUUGGACAACAACGACAACGCGCCCGUCUUCUCCCAGCCCACCUAUGACAUCACCAUCUCUGAGGACACGCACCCGGAGACGGAGGUGGUCCAGGUGUUAGCGUCGGACCGUGACGAGCGCCACCGCCUCACCUACUCCCUCCACAGCUCCAUCGACCCCUCCAGCCUGCGUCUGUUUCCGUAUUGACCCCAACACUGGCACGGUGUAUACUACAGAGAGACUGGACCAUGAGGCUAAAGCACAGCACAUCCUCACUGUCAUGGUGAGAGAGUGAGACCGUUACUGUAGGGGUGGCAAUGGAUUCUAUCAAAUAAGAUUAGGUUACCUUGAAUCUCAUUGUAAGGGAGUAUGACAUUUGCAUUAUUUGGUCAGAUUCUCUUAAGAUUCUGCAUGAAAAAGCCCUCCGUUGGUCAUGGAUGUGUUGAAGCUGUCAGAGGAGUAGAGGAGAGAUGAGGAGAGGAGAGGAGAGGAGAGGAGAGGAGAGGAGAGGAGAGGAGAGGAGAGGAGAGGAGAGGAGAGGAGAGGAGAGGAGAGGAGAGGAGAGGAGAGGAGAGGAGAGGAGAGGAGAGGAGAGAAAAGACAGUAGAGAUGCAACUUAAUAUUCUAAUGUAACUCAGCUCUCCUGCCAGAGGCAGACUACUCCUGUCUGUGUUCUCAUUUACCUGAGCUCAUCAUUCAGCAACUACACUAAUUACUGAGAGCAAUGAACCAACGUCUCACCCUCGUCAGGGGAAUGAGACAGUUUUAGAAACUGUGUGUGUGUGUGUGGAGUCUGAGUGUGUAUGUGUGUGUGUGUGUGUGUGUGUGUGUGUGUGUGUGUGUGUGUGUGUGUGGUGUGUGUGUGUGUGUGUGUGUGUGUGUGUGAAGUCUGACUGUGUGUGUGUGUGUGUGUGUGUGUUUGUGGGAGUCUGAGUCUGAGUGUGUGUGUGUGUGGUGUGUGUGUGUGUGUGUGUGUGUGUGUGUGUGUGUGUGUGUGUGUGUGUGUGUGUGUGUGUGUGUGUGUGUGUGUGGAGUCAAACUGUGUUUGUGUGUGUGUGUGUGUGUAGUUCUGAAAUGAAUCAUCCUCAUUCACUCUGUUUUACUUCAUUUCCUCUGGUUCAGUGGAUAGCAAAAAUAGGUAACGACUGCUCAUCCUACCACUGUAGUCGUAUUGUUUUAAUGUCAAAUCGGGAAAUGUAAUUAUCAUUUUGAAGUGAGGUAGGAACUUCUGCCUGACAUUUUUUAUGAGGGAAAAUGUUUCAGUUUGAGGCAGGGGCUCUGAUUUAAUUUGGUAGAAUCCACAGGUAGAUAGUAUCUUUAAUAUCUGGCAUUCGGUUUGCCCAUGACAGUGCCUGCUGUGCUGGAACCAGGUAUGUUUGUGCAUCUGUAUAGGCUACAAUAUGAUCAGUAUCUCAUAAUUAUAACAUAUUCCUGCACUAAAGAGAUGAGGUCUAACAAUAUAAAUAUAAAUUGACUACGCAUAACCACUACAGAAUCCAAGAUAACGAUCCCCAAACAGAGUAUUGACUAUGCAUAACCACUACAGAAUCCAAGAUAACGAUCCCCAAACAGAGUAUUGACUACGCAUAACCACUACAGAAUCCAAGAUAACGAUCCCCAAACAGAGUAUUGACUACGCAUAACCACUACAGAAUCCAAGAUAACGAUCCCCAAACAGAGUAUUGACUACACAUAACCACUACAGAAUCCAAGAUAACGAUCCCAAACAGAGUAUUGACUACGCAUAACCACUACAAAAUCCAAGAUAACUUUCCCCAAACAGAGUAUUGACUACGCAUAACCACUACAGAAUCCAAGAUAACUUUCCCCAAACAGAGUAUUGACUAUACAUAAUCACUACAGAGUCCAAGAUAGCACAUGUAACAGUUUUGGGUAUUGUGCGUAGCUGCUUUGAUUAAUAGAAAGACCGAGCCACAAUGACGCUCCUAUUACCCUGAGCCUCAGGCGUACGUAAACACAGACAGAACAGACACAGAACAACUCUAUUGUCUCCAAUGGACCCAGUGAUCUUCCUCCUAACACUUCCUCAGUACCAUAAUACCCUUCAGUCUAGGGCUAUUAUGCCACUCAUAGGCCCAUUGGGUUGUGUUAAGAGUGUUGGACUAGCCAGCGUUUCGUAAUACCGGCAGCAGCAGCUAGCGCUAAUUCUGAUGCUAAUGCUGGUUGUAUUAAUACUCACCCUGUGUGGCGCCUCGCGAGACAGGCUUUGUCUUGUUGUGGAGAGUCUCGCAUAAAUAUCCAUCUCAUUAGCCCAUUAUCUGCACUCCAUCCCAAAAGACCCUUAACGUUUUGCUGUGACACUCCCUUUUCAUUUCAUGGGGAAGUUAAAGCUCCAGUAAAUGUUUUAAAGGGAAACUCGAAGUAAUGUGUGUCCUAUUGAUUCAUUGCCGUAACAUAGAAAGUUAUUUUGUAAUAGGCAAGUGUUCAUUUUGCCUCAUGCCGGUUAUAUAAUGAGAAGUGUUAUUGUGUCAGAUAAUACUAUACACCUGCAUUAGUAGACCAAUGAUUAGAAUAAUUUUUCUCCCUUAGGUAAAAGACCAGGAGUUUCCAUACAGGAGGAACCUGGCCCGAGUGUUGGUGGAUGUGGAGGAUGUUAAUGACCAUGUCCCAGUGUUCACCAGUGCUCUGUACGAAGGUUCGGUCUAUGAGUCUGCAGCAGUGGGGUCUGCUGUGCUCCAGGUGACUGCCCUGGACAAAGACAAAGGAGAGAACGCAGAACUCCUCUAUGCCAUGGAAUCAGGUGAGCAACUAUAGAAAUGGCAUUGUAUUUAAACAAUAUGGCCCGAGGAGGUGUGGUAUAUGGCCAAUAUACCACGGCUAAAGGCUGUUCUUAGCACCAAACAACGUGGCGUGCCUGGACACAGCCCUUAGCCGUGGUAUAUUGUACAUACAGUGCCUUCGGAAAGUAUUCAAACCCCUUCCCUUUUUCCACAUUUUGUUAUGUUACAGCCUUAUUCUAAAAUAGAUAAAAUAAUGUUUUUCCCUCAUCAAUCUACACACAAUACCCCAUAAUGACAAAGCUAAAACAGGUUUUUAGAAAUGUUUGCAAAUCUAUUAAGAAUAGAAAACUUAAAUAUCUUAUUUACAUAACUAUUCAGACCCUUUGCUAUGAGACUCAAAAUUGAGCUCAGGUACAUCCUGCUUGAUCAUCCUUGAGAUGUUUCUACAACUUGAUUGAAGUCUAACUGUGGUAAAUUCAAUUGAUUGGACAUGAUUUGGAAAGGCACAUACCUGUCUAUAUAAGGUCCCACAGUUGACAGUGCAUGUCAGAGCAAAAACCAAGCCAUGAGGUCGAAGGAAUCCAAAGUUCCUCUGUGAAUAUGGGAGAACCUUCCAGAAGGACAACCAUCUCUGCAGCACUCCACCAAUCAGGACUUUAUGGUAGAGUGGCCAGAUGGAAGCCACUCCUCAGUAAAAGGCACAUGACAGCCCACUUGGAGUUUGCCAAAAGGCACCUAAAGAACUAUCAGACCAUGAGAAAUAAAAUUAUCUUGUCUGAUGAAACCAAGAUUGAACUCUUUGGCCUGAAUGCCAAGUGUCACGUCUGGUGGCAGCAUCAUGCUGUGGGGAUGUUUUUCAGCAGCAGGGACUGGGAGACUAGUCAGGAUCGAGGGAAAGAUGAACGAAGCAAAGUACAGAGAUAUCCUUGAUGAAAACCUGCUCCAGAGCGCUCAUGACCUCAGACUGAGGCAAUGGUGGAUUCGGGACAAGUCUCUGAAUGUCCUUGAGUGGCCCAGCCGGAGCCCGGACUUGAACCCGAUCUAACAUUUCUAGAGAGACCUGAAAAUAGCUGUGCAUCAACGCUCCCCAUCCAACCUGACAGAGCUUGAGAGGAUCUGCAGAGAAUAAUGGGAAAAACUCCCCAAAUACAGGUGUGCCAAGCUUGUAGCGUCAUACCCAAGAAGACUUGAGGCUGUAACCACUGCCAAAGGAUCUGAAUACUUAUGUAAAUGUGGUAUUUCAGUUGUUGUUGUUUUUUUUAUAAAUGUGCAAACAUUUCUAAAAACCUGUUUUUGCUUUGUCAUUAUGGGGUACUGUGUGUAGAUUGAUGAGAAAAAGCAACAAUUUAAUCAAUUUUAGAACAAGGCUGUAAUGUAAGAAAAUGUGGAAAAAGUCAAGGGGUCUGAAUACUUUCCGAAUACACUGUAUAUCACAAACCUCUCAGGAGCCUUAUUGCUAUUAUAAACUGGUUACCAAAGUAAUUAGAGCAGUAAAAAUAAAUGUUUUGUCAUACCCGUGGUAUACCGUCUGAUAUGGUAGCCAAUCAGCUUCCAGUGCUCUGUCCACCCAGUUUAUAUUAAGAGUUUUAGAACUAUCAAAAUAAUAAGGUGUGUCUAACUAUACAAAGACCAUGGGUCUCCAACGUUUUCUAGCAUGAGAGCUACUUAGAAAAAAUGACACAUGGUGCGAGCGAAUUUUUUAUUUUCUAGCUUUCAAAUAGGCACAUUCUUCUCUUCUCCUCUCCCAUGCAACUCUUCCCCAGGUCCUUAGAGAGAAAGUAGUGCACUAUGUGUUCUGUCAAUAGACCUGGUAAAAUAAUGGUUAAUAAACAACUCUAAGGGGGCCCUAUAAAAUCUGCUAUUUUUUUCCAGAAUUCUGUUAGAUUCUUCCUAAAUUGUUUUUUCUCAGUUGUAUUUUUCCUGGUUAUAGAUUUAUAAAUGUUUUACUUUCAAAAUUACAAUUGUUCAUAGAGAAACAAUCAAAUUGAAUGUUCUGAGUCCAUGUCAUGCUUAUAUCACAUCAGAAGACAAUUUUAUUUAGGUCUGGAAGAAAACAAACACAUUUAUUUUGGAGUGUAAUUUAGUUGCGCAUCUGGCCCUAUAAUUGCCGUCUACUGUGAGGAAUGUGCCGGUCUAGCGAUGGUUCUGUACCGCUACUGCUCAUUUCAUGGCAAAGUUAGCAAAUAACAAAUAAUAGAUACAAAUUAUAUACUUCCUCAUUAGAUACUUCUGCCAGGUAAGCCUACUUUGCAGUUAACAUUUAAUUUAGAAGGUUUUGGGGAAAGUAGGCCUAUUUCUGUCAACCUACAAGACGGUUAUCACAUCAACUGGCUACACACGGAGUGAGGAGUGAUAGACAUACGCGCGCACCACACAGACAGACAAGGAUAAUAUUGCUGGAAAUUAAUUGGAAGAUAUUUUGUUAGGUUUGGCUUUUUAAGCCAAUGGUUGCUAACCAGGGUUGGGAUAAUGACAAUAUUGCAUUGAUUAGAUAGUAGCUGGGAGCUUGCGGUGUCUGAUACUUGUGAGAUUUGUUUAUGACAGUUUGAGGUGGGAAAACGUGAAAAUGUAAUCUACUUUCAGAAUUGUUUGGCAAGUUACUCAUAGGUGAGCUUCGAGCUACCUGUUGGAGACCCCAGAUAUAGACAGUAUAUCGAUAAUAGAUUACAAUAUACAAACAGUUUAUAUAGAUUUAGAUGCACUAGUUUUUAUCACUGAAUAUUCGUUCUUAUGUCUGUUUUCCUUUAGGCAACACAGGGAACACGUUCCGGAUUGAGCCGGUUCUGGGGAUCAUCUCUGUGGCCCGCGAGCUCGACCUCUCUACCAUCGGCUAUUACGUCAUUACCGUCAGAGUCACCGACAACGGCUCCCCGCCUCUCUCUGCCACCUCUGUGGUUCGCAUCGCCGUCACGCUCUCCGACAACGCCGGACCCAAGUUCCCCCAGACUGAGUACCAGGCCGAGAUCACAGAGAACGUUGCCGUGGGAACCUCUGUCACCACAGUGAGCGCCAUGAGCCAAUCCACGCUGACCUACGACAUUCGACAUGGCAACAACGAACGCACCUUCAGGAUCAACCAGUAUAGUGGUGUGAUCACAACUCAGAAACCCUUGGACUACGAGACCACAGCAUCUUACAACCUGAUUGUCCAGGCUACCAACAUGGCUGGCAUGACCUCCAAUGCCACCCUGCUCAUACGGGUGGUGGAUGAAAACGACAACCCACCUGUGUUCCAGCUGCUGCGCUACCAGGGUAGUAUCAGCGAGGCGGCGCCCAUCAACAGCGUGGUGCUGAACCCAGACAACACUCCUCUGGUCAUCAAGGCCACUGAUGCUGACCGCAACCAGAAUGCUCUCCUGGUCUAUCAGAUCGUUGAGGACACAGCCAAUAUGUUCUUUACAGUGGAUUCUGGCACCGGCUCCAUCAGGACAAUCGCCAACCUGGACCACGAGACGUUUGCUAGUUUUAACUUUCAUGUUCAUGUGAGGGACAGUGGGAGGCCUCAGCUGACGGCGGAUAGCCCCACCGAGGUCACCAUCCAGGUGAUCGACACAAAUGACUCUCCACCUCGCUUCACCCAGGACGCCUAUGAAACUGUCCUUCUGCUGCCCACUUAUGUCGGAGUGGAGGCAUUACAGGUCUCAGCUAUGGACCCAGACCAAAACGUCCCAACAGAGCUCACCUACUCACUGACAGACGGCAACCUGGAGCACUUUGCCAUCCAGCCCUCCAGCGGCAUCAUCACCGUCAAAAACAACAACUUCUCUAAGGAACGCUUCCGCUUCAACGUCAAAGUGUCAGACGGGAAGUUCUACAGCACUGCUCUAGUCACUGUCCUGGUCCGUGAGACACUGGACUCUGGCCUCUUCUUCAUCCACAGCCUCUACUCCUCGUCCAUCCAGGAGAACAAUAGCAACAUCACCAAAGUGGCCGUGGUCAAUGCAGUGGGGAAUCGCCUCAACGAGCCCCUCAGGUACACCCUACUGAAUCCUGGGAUACGCUUCCGGAUCCGACCCACCUCUGGGGUAAUCCAGACCACUGGGGUUCCCUUCGACCGUGAGGAGCAGGAGUUCUAUGAGCUGGUGGUGGAGGCUGGGAGGGAGCACGACCAUCUGCGUGUUGCCAGGGUGAUGGUCAGGGUGCAGGUAGAGGACAUUAACGACAACGCUCCUGUGUUCGUGGGACUACCGUAUUACGCUGCUGUCCAAGUGGAGGCCGAACCUGGUGCGCCCAUAUUCCGAGUCACCGCCGUGGACCGUGACAAAGGCAUCAACGGAGAGGUAUCCUACUACCUCAAAGACGACCACGGACACUUUGAGAUUGACAGGCUGACGGGCGGCCUCCAUCUGAAGAAGGCUUUUGAGUCUGACCUGUCCAACCAGGAGUACCAGAUGGUAGUUUACACCAAGGACGGAGGUUACCCUCCUCUUUCCUCCACCUUAGAGUUCCCCAUCACCGUGGUGAACAAGGCCAUGCCCGUCUUUGACAAGUCCUUCUAUGCAGUGUCGGUGAACGAGGACGUAGCUGUACACACGCCCAUAUUAGGAAUCAACGCCACCAGCCCUGAGGGCCAGAACAUAAUCUACACCAUCGUGGAGGGAGACCCCUCUCUGCAGUUCGACAUCGGCUUUGACACCGGAGUCAUCAGAGUCAUCAACUCCCUGGACUAUGAGAUCGCCCCAUCCUUCCGUCUGACCGUCAGAGCCACAGACUACCUGACUGGCGCCCGUGCUGAGGUGGACGUAGAUGUCACAGUUAAUGACGUCAAUGAUAACCCUCCGGUGUUUGAGAAAAUGUCCUAUAAGGCAGUUCUGUCUGAGACUGCCAUGAUCGGCACUCCUGCGCUCCAAGUGGUGGCUACCGACAAAGAUUCUGAGAAGAACAACAUUGUACGGUAUCAGAUCUUCUACCCCACAGAUGCCUACAACAGCACCGACCACUUCCACAUCGACAGCAGCAGCGGCCUCAUCCUGACCGCCCGCAUGCUCGACCACGAGCUGGUACAGCGCUACGACUUCAUUGUCAGGGCAACUGAUAACGGCUUCCCACCGCUGAGCAGUGAAGUGUCGGUCACGGUGGUGGUGAAUGACAUGAACGACAACCCUCCGGUGUUCAACCAGCUUCUCUACGAGGCCUAUGUCAGCGAGCUGGCCCCUAGGGGCCAUUUUGUGACCUGCAUCCAGGCUUCGGAUGCUGACAGCUCCGACUAUGACAAACUGGAGUACAGCAUCCUGUCAGGAAACGAGAGGAUGAACUUUGUGAUGGAUGGUAAGACGGGUAUCAUCACGCUGUCUGGUCACAGGAAGCAGAGAAUGGAGCCAGCCUACAGUCUGAAUGUAUCCGUCUCUGAUGGGGUGUUCACCAGCACGGCCCAGGUGCACGUCAGGGUCCUGGGGGCCAACCUCUACAGCCCUGUGUUUGGACUGAAUGCCUACGAUGCAGAGGUACGGGAGAAUGCAGCGGUAGGAACCAAGGUGAUCCAGGUAAGAGCCAUUCAUUUUAAAGUAUUCAGCUUCUGAACAUGAAUUGAAAUAAUGAUAUGUAUUUUAUUUAAUGAAGUUUUGAUGCACAUGAUACUGUAUUUGUAAUAGUAUUUGUAAUAUGUUUUAUUUGACAUGUUUACUAUGUGCAAUACCUAAAAUAAAGUAAUUUAACUAUUAUUACCAGGUGAGGGCGACCGAUGCUGACCCAGGAGUGUUUGGCCAGAUUACCUACUCAUUCGUCAACGACGUGGGCAAGGACCAGUUCAGUGUGGACGCCAACGGUCAGAUCACCACCCUGGAGAAGCUGGACAGAGAGGACCCUGCCAACAAGGACAUUGUCCUCACAGUGGCAGCCCAGGACGGGGGUGGAAGGGCCUCCUACUGCACCGUCCGGGUCUCCCUGCUGGAUGACAACGACAACGUCCCUCGCUUCAGAGCUACGGAAUACCGUGCUUCCGUCAAAUCCGACGUGGGCAAGGGCUUCCUGGUGACCCAGAUCCAGGCGUAUGAUCCUGAUGACGGUGCUAACUCUAAGGUGACAUACUCGCUCUACAGCGAGGCGCACGCACCCGUGGUGGAUAUGUUAGAGAUCGACCCUGACAACGGCUGGAUGGUCACCAAGGGGAGUUUCAGCCACCUGCGCAACUCAGUCCUGUCUUUCUUUGUCAAAGCAGUAGAUGGAGGCAUCCCUGUUAAGCACUCUUUAGUAUCAGUCUACAUCCACGUCUUGGCACCUGACGCCCUCAUUCCCUCCUUCACCCAACCCCAGUUCUCCUUUACAGUCCCAGAGGACACCCCUAUAGGAGCUGCCCUAGGGUCCAUCCGCCUCAUCACCCCACCAGGCUACGGCUCGCUGCCAGUCACCUUUGCUCUGGUCAACGGAGAGACUGGCGAGAACAACCAGGAUGGAGUCCUGGUGGUGGACAGGGACACUGGGGUCAUCAAGCUGGACAAGCCCCUGGACCACGAGGUCAUCACCGCCUUCCACUUCAAGGUCAUGGCCACUGUUCAGCAGGCCAAGCUGGACUCUGUGACCAGCGUCGACGUAGAAGUCAAAGUCCUGGAUCUGAACGACAACAAGCCAGCAUUUGAAUCCAACUCCUAUGAGGCGACAGUGAUGGAAGGGAUGCCUAUCGGCACCAUGAUCAUCCAGGUUCAGGCUCUGGACCCAGACUCUGGAGCCAACGGACAGGUUACAUACAGCCUAGUCACGUUGGCGCAAUCCGAAGAUGAGCCGGACCAAUCCACAGAGACCUUCACCAUUGACAGCAACACGGGCUGGAUCUCUACUCUCAAGGAGUUGGACCACGAGAUGUAUCCGUCCUACGCCUUCCUGGUGGUGGCCUCAGACCUGGGGGAGACCCUGGCCCUCUCCUCCACCUCCACGGUGACCGUGGCCGUGUCUGACAUCAACGACAACCCACCCAGCUUCCUGGAUGAGAGGUACUGGGGCUCAGUGCGCGAGAGCGACCCCCCUGGUGAGGUGGUGGCGGUGCUCAACACUAGAGACAACGACAGCUCUGCAGUGAACCGCCAAGUCAGCUAUCACAUCACAGGUGAGUCAGAGAAUGGGAGUGUGUGUGUGUGUUAUUAAUGUGUUUAGCUGUCUGUCCUCUUUAUGCAUCUUAAUAUGUCUCACUGUCUGUCUUUUAACUUGUCUUCUGACCCCCUGUCUCACUCACUGACUGUCUGUUUAAAAAAUAUAUAUAUAUAUUUAACCUUUAUUUAACCAGGUAAACCAGUUGAGAACAAGUUCUCAUUUACAACUGCGACCUGGCCAAGAUAAAGCAAAGCAGUGUGAUUAAAACAACAACACAGAGUUACAUAUGGGGUAAAACAAAACAUAAAGUCAAAAAUACAACAGAAAAAAUAUAUAUAUACAGUGUGUGCAAAUGUAGCAAGUUAUGGAGGUAAGGCAAUAAAUAGGUCAUAGUGCAAAAUAAUUACAAUUAGUAUUAACACUGGAAUGAUAGAUGUGCAAGAGAUGAUGUGCAAAUAGAGAUAAUGGGGUGCAAAUGUGGGCUAAUUUCAGAUGGGCUGUGUACAUGUGCAGUGAUCGGUAAGUUGCUCUGACAACUGAUGCUUAAAGUUAGUGAGGGAGAUAAGAGUCUCCAGCUUCAGAGAUUUUUGCAGUUCGUUCCAGUCAUUGGCAGCAGAGAACUGGAAGGAAUGGCGGCCAAAGGAGGUGUUGGCUUUGGGGAUGACCAGUGAGAUAUACCUGCUGGAGCGCAUACUACGGGUGGGUGUUGCUAUGGUGACCAAUGAGCUAAGAUAAGGCAGGGAUUUGCCUAGCAGUGAUUUAUAGAUGGCCUGGAGCCAGUGGGUUUGGCGCCGAAUAUGUAGUGAGGACCAGCCAACAAGAGCGUACAGGUCACAGUGGUGGGUAGUAUAUGGGGCUUUGGUGACAAAACGGAUGGCACUGUGAUAGACUACAUCCAAUUUGCUGAGUAGAGUGUUGGAGGCUAUUUUGUAAAUGACAUCGCCGAAGUCAAGGAUCGGUAGGAUAGUCAGUUUUGUUGCGAAAUAGGAAGCCGAUUCUAGAUUUACCUUUGGAUUGGCGAUGCUUAAUGUGAGUCUGGAAGGAGAGUUUACAGUCUAACCAGACACCUAGGUAUUUGUAGGUGUCCACAUACUCUAGGUCAGACCCUUCGAGAGUAGUGAUUCUAGUCGGGUGGGCGGGUGCCAGCAGCGUUCGAUUGAAGAGGAUGCAUUUAGUUUUACUUGUGUUUAAGAGCAGUUGGAGGCUACGGAAGGAGUGUUGUAUGGCAUUGAAGCUUGUUUGGAGGUUUGUUAACACAGUGUCCAAUGAAGGGCCAGAUGUAUACAAAAUGGUGUCGUCUGCUUAGAGGUGGAUCUGAGAAUCACCAGCAGCAAGAGCGACAACAUUGAUAUACACAGAGAAAAGAGUCGGCCCAAGAAUUAAACCCUGUGGCACCCCCAUAGAGACUGCCAGAGGUCCAGACAACAGGCCCUCCGAUUUUACACAUUGAACUCUAUCUGAUAAGUAGUUGGUGAACCAGGCGAGGCAGUCAUUUGUGAAACCAAGGCUAUUUAGUCUGCCAAUAAAAAUGUGGUGGUUGACAGAGUCGAAAGCCUUGGCCAGGUCGAUGAAGACGGCCGCACAGUACUGUCUAUCAGCUGUCUGAAUUUGUGUGAAGGAGAAGCAGGGGGGGGGGGGGGGCGGGGGGGCUAUUCGUAUAUCCGUAUAUUCGUAUACUGCUUGUGAAUAUUGGUUCCUAACUUCCCUGAAAAGUUGCAUAUCGCGGGGGCUAUUCGAUGCUAAUGUUUUUGUGCUGGUCAAGGGCAGUCAAGUCUGAGGAGAACCAGGGCUAUAUCUGUUCUUAGUUCUGAAUUUUUUUGAAUGGGGGCAUGCUUAUUUAAGAUUGAAAGGAAAGCACUUUUUAAAGAACAACCAGGCAUUCUCUACUGACGGAAUGAGAUCGAUAUCCAUCCAGGAUACCUGGGCAAGGUCAAUUAGGAAGGCCUGCUCGCUAAAGUGUUUUAGGGACCGUUUGACAGUGAUGAGGGGUGGUCGUUUGACAGUGGACCCAUUACGGACGCAGGCAAUAAGGCAGUGAUCGCUGAGAUCCUGGUUGAAGACAACGGAGGUGUAUUUAGAGGGUAAGUUAGUCAGGAUGAUAUCUAUAAGGGUGCCCAUGUUUACGGAUUUAGGGUUGUACCUGGUAGGUUCCUUGAUAAUUUGUGUGAGAUUGAGGGCAUCUAGUUUGGAUUGUAGGAUGGCCGGGGUGUUAAGCAUAUCCCAGUUUAGGUCACCACUCUGAGGAUAGAUGGGGGCAAUAGAUGGGGGGAAAUCAAUUCACAUAUGGUGUCCAGGGCACAGCUGGGGGCUGAGGGGGGUCUGUAGGAAGCGGCAACAGUGAGAGACUUAUUUCUGGAAAGGUGGCUUUUUAGAAGUAGGAGCUCAAACUGUUUGGGCCCAGACCUGGAUAGUAUGAUAGAGCUCUGCAGGCUAUCUCUACAGUAGAUUGCAACUUCACCCCCUUUGGCAGUUCUAUCUAGACGGAACAUUUUGUAGUUGGGGAUGGACAUUUCUGAAUUUUUGGUGGCCUUCCUAAGCCAGGAUUCAGACACUGCUAGAACAUCAGGGUUGGCGGAGUGUGCUAACACAGUGAAUAACUCAAACGUAGGGAGGAGGCUUCUGAUGUUAACAUGCAAAAAAACAAUGCUUUUACGGUUACAGAAGUCAACAAAUGAUAGCUCCUGGGGAGUAGGAGUGAUACUGGGGGUUGCAGGGCCAGGGUUAACCUCUACAUCACCAGAGGAACAGAGGAGGAAUAUAAUAAGGAUACGGCUAAAGGCUUUAAGAACUGGUCUUCUAGUGCGUUGGGUAGAGAGAAUAAAGGGGGCAGAUUUCCGGGCGUUGUAGAAUAGAUUCAGGGCAUUAUGUAAAGACAAGGAUAUGGAAGGAUAUGAGUACAGUGGAGGUAAACCUAAGCGUUGGGUAACAAUGAAAGAGAUAGCAUCACUGGAGGCACCGAUUGAGCUGGUCUCCUCGUGUAUGGGGGGUGAAACAAAGGAGCUAUUUGAGGCAUUUUGAGAGGGACUUGGGGCUCUACAGUGAAAUUGUAUAAUAAGAACUAACUGGAACAGCAAUAGGCAAGGCAUAUUGACAUGGGAGAGAGGCAUAAAGCAAUCACAGGUGUUAUUCGAGAGAGCUAAGACAACAACUGGUAAUGGCGAUGAAAGUUUGGGCUGAGGCUAAACAGAUAAACAGGACAGGGUACCGUGUAAAGGAACAGUCCAGCAGGCAUCAGCUGUACAGCUGAGUGAUCAUAAGGUCCAGUGAACAGCAAUAUGUGAGUCCGAGAGCAGUUCGAAUUGGUGCCACAGCGAGCAGGAAGCACGGCUGUUGUUUGCGUGUGCUAGCGGGCCGGGGCUAGCAGAUGGAUCUUCGUGGUCGUCGCAACGGGAAGCCUGUUGAAACCACAGACGAUUACGUCGGCAGACCAGUCGUGAUGGAUCGGCGGGGCUCCGUGUUGACUCUAGGAGGUCCCGUCCGGUUGACAGAGAGGUAGAUAGCCGGGAGAUGGGCCUGACUCGAGGCUAGCUCAAGGCUGAUUAGCCAACAGGAGGUCCCGUCCGGUUGACAGAGAGGUAGAUAGCUGGGAGAUGGGCCUGACUUGAGGCUAGCUCAAGGCUGAUUAGCCAACAACAACAUCCAUUUGGUUGCAGCUAGCUAGUUGCGAUGAUCCGGUGUUAAAGGUCCAGUGAUUCAGUGAUUCCGGCAGAAAAUCUGGGUCGAUAACGCGCUGUGCAGACAGUGCAGACUGGGCCGAUAAUAGUCCAGGCUAGAGCUGGCUGGUAGGUAGUGCAGGCCACGGACAAUGGUGAAAAACCGCUAACGGUGGACUAAUAGCAAGUAGCUAGUUAGCUGGCUACUCCCGUCCGGUAGACAGAGAGGUAGAUAGCCGGGAUAUGGGCCUGGCUCGAGGCUAGCUCAAGGCUAACUGGUGCUUGCUUCCGGGGCAGUGGUGAUUAGCCAACAGCAACAUCCAUUCGGUUGUGGCUAGCUAGUUGCGAUCCGGUGUUAAUGUCCAGUGAUUCAGUUAUUCCGGCAGAAAAUCCGAUGUUCUGGGUGAAAACCGCUAACGGUGGCUAAUAGCAAGUAGCUAGUUAGCUGGCUAGCUAGCUAGUUUAAACUGGAGAUUCUAGAUAAAAGGUAAGCCAAUAAUAGAAUCUGUUCCACAUUGAGUGAGGCGGGUUGCAGGAAAGUAUAUUUAGUAGAAGGAUGAAAAGUGUGAUAGGGAAAUAUGUACGAAAAAUACAAAAAAAAUACAAAAAAGAGGCUAUUUACACGGACACACAACAGAGUACACGACCGCACUGCUACGCCAUCUUGGAAGAUGUCUGCUUCUCUACCUUCAUAUUGGCUAUCUCUAUCUGUCUGUCUCUGUCUCCCUGUCUCACUUCACUGCCUGCCUCUCUUUCUAUCUGUCUGUCUGUAUCUGUCUGUCUGUCUGUAUCUCUGUCUGUCUGUCUAUCUGUGUGUCUCUAUCUGUUUGUCUUGUCUGUCUGUCUGUCUGUCUGUACCACUGUCUGACUCCUUGUUUACUUAAGAUAAACACUUCAUUUGUAUGCUGCCUGGCUCAUCUCCAAACAUCACAACAACGCUUGUGAAUAAACAAGAGGGAAACUCAUAACAAUAAAUGAAGGAUGAGGCAUGAUUCAUAAUUCAUACAUUUCUUAUUCGUAUCUUAGGUAUGUUUGCGCAUGCCAGCAGUGGGGGCUUGAUUAAUAAACAAGUGUUGUCACAGUAAUAAUGAUUUGAAUACUGCUGAGACUAGCUCUUUCCCAGAUAAGAAUGUUUUUUCAUCACAAAAUAUGACGUGCCUGCACAACCCCCCUGACAUUUGCCACAGAAUUACAGCCUCGCCGAAGGCCGCUGAGGUAGUAAAUAGAGUUAGAGUAUACAGUUUAAGAGUACCUGCGGUGCAUUUGAUGAGUUGUUGCUAUAGUGAUAAGUCCUGUUUUUAUCUCUUUCCAUAGCUUUAAUGGUUGGAUGUUUCUUUUAAAGUGUUUGUGGCGGGAGACUGGAGAGGGUUCAUUCUAUUGUGGUUGACCCAGGGACAUCAAUGGGAGUUGAUUUUCAUAAAUGUUUUUGCCUUUUAGGGAGCUGAGUAUUUGUUUGGUGAAGUACCUGGCCGUUGAAAGAGUGGUAAAGUCUGGUUUGAUACAUAAUGAAACAAAGAUAUCAAAGGUGAGAGAGAAGGACAAAAGACGACUAAAUCUGUCUUUUAUGAAUGUCUUGUUGAAAAGAGGGCUAGAGUUGUCUGAUUUGUUCUCUGCUAAUUGACAAUGAGGAAAUAAUGAUGAAGUAGGAACGCCCAAUGAGACAGAGCGGUGGAUCGCCAUGCCGACUGGGAAUAGGAAGCCAAUGAAGGACUUUGAAAAGCAGGAAACCCUCUUCUGAAUGGCAUUAUAAUGAGCAUUGCCAGGAGGGUGGGAGAGAGGGAGAGAGAGAGAGAAUGAAGGACAGAGAGCUUGGACCAAAACAGAGAGAGAGAGAGGAAGCGAGAGAAUGCAUUGACAUUACACAUUGCUGAGAGAAGAAGAGAAUGAACGACAGAUAGAUGUGACCUUUCACAGCAGAGAGACACAACGGAUUUUACACACUUUUACAAAGAGACACAUUUAAUUGAUCUUUGACGCAGUAAGAAAUAGAUAGAAAGCCAGGGAUAUAUGUUUUUAUACUACCACAAAGGAAAGACAUGUAUUGAACAAGUACCAACACCACAAGGUGAAAAACAUCAAGAUUUGAUUUAGCUGAGCCAGAUAUUUGACAGGCUAUUUCAUAACGGAGGUAUUAUUGUCUGUUAUUGUUGGGUGUUGUCUUGGCGACAUGAUGGCAUUCUAUCUGCCAAACCUCCAUUCUAUCUUAGAAAGCAUCACUUUAUUAAAGCUCUGGGAGGAUUUUAACACUUUGACGGAAGCCAGGGGAUGCGAUAUGAUAUAUCCACAGGCGUUGACUCCCAGCCGCUCUCAAAGCCUCAUCUAGAUGUCUGCGUCUUAGUUUCCCCUCACAAUACUUGAUGAGGUAACAUGAACGUUUAAUCAAAUGUAAACAAACUGGGAAACGGAAAUGUGGUGAUUGAGUGUUUGCGAUGUAAUUUUGGUGCAAUGUGGUUGGUCAGGCUUACAGGAAGUGUGUCUGUGUGUGUGUGUCUGAUCCAUUUACAAUGAUGGAAAUAUUUUUAUAUCCGCUCCGUUUGCGUCCAUCAUCCCCGCCCGGUUCGCAUCGAUAGAUCAAGAUUGUGCAUUUAGCCACCGGCUGAUUUUAAUUACACAGAGUUUAGUGAUGAGAUGAAUCGGGAAGCCAGGUGUUUAGGGCUAUCAUCAGACCAUAUUGAGGGGAGUGGAGAGGAAAAACCAAUAAGGAUGUUGUUAUCAUAGUAAACAAUGUUCUUGCUGCUCCCUUUGUUUUAUGUUUCAGACAGAGAUGAUGUCGAUCUCUGACGGAAGUCUUUGGGCUGUGUUGUGGUGUGUUGUCAGGGGGUAGUGGCCAGUGAGUUGGGGUGCCUCAGACGUCAGGUCCCUAGUCUACAUUCAGUGGACACUUUCUUAAUCAAAUGCACUUAUUAUAUGUCACUCUGGAUAAAAGUGUCUGCUGGAAAGCACUUCAGACAGAGGACUUCAAGCACUUCUCUUCUUUUUCUCAUUUACUACUUUCUCUCAACGUUCCCCUUUUUUUUUUCUGCUGUCUGUCUGUUGGGGUUUUUGUGCUGUCUGUCUGUCUGGAUUGUUCGUUGAAGUUGUCUGGUUUGCCUGUCUGCUGUAUGCUGUCUCUUCUUCUAUUUCAUUGUUUUGUUUUCUUUUUCGCGGGGGGAAAGGAAGGGGCGAGGGGGGAGGGGGGGGGCCAGGGAAAAGGGGAAAAAGGGGGAGAAAAGGGGGGAGAAGGGAAAACGGGGAGACAGGGGAAAAGGGGAAAGGGAAAGCGGGGAAAGGGGAGAAGGAGGGGGGGGGGAGGGAAAUUUUUGGGGGCUAUUGAGGGGAAAAAAAAGGGGAAAAGGGGGGUUAGGGACGAAAUUUUUUUUGGGGGGAAAACUUUUCGGGGGGGCCCUUGGUUUAAAAGGAAGGUCUGGUUCGGGCCCCUUUUUUACAAAUUUUUAAAAAAACCCAACCCUUUAAUUUAGGUCUUUAAAUUUAUUUUUUUUUUAAAAAAAAAAACCCCAAAAAUAUUUCUGAAGGGGGGAAAAGGGGGGGCCCCAAAAGGAAAAAAAAGGGGAAGGGAGACCGGGGGCGCCCCCGGGGGGGAAGCGAACCCUUUAAAAAGGGCCGGGAAACGGGGGCGAGGAAAAGGGAAAAGAAGGAAGGGAGGAGCGGGGGGGCCCGGGGGAAACCCCCCCCCCGGGGGGGGGGGGGGGGGGGCCCCCCCCGGGGGGGGGGCCCCCCAAAAAAAAAAAAAACCCCCCCCCCGGGGGGGCCCCCCCCCCCCCCCCCCCUUUUUUUUUCUUCUUCCCCCCUUUUUCCUUUUCUCCUCUUUCCCCCCCCUUUUUCCCCUUUGGGUUAAAAAUUUUUCUCUUUUCCCUUUUCUUUUCCUCGUUUUAUCUCGUUUCUUUCCCCUCUCUCCCCUUUCCCCUUUCCCCCCCCCCCCCCUUUUUGGGGGGGGAUUUUAGUUUUUUGGGGUAAAAAGAUUUUUCAAUGGUUUUGGUAGGAAGACGUCACUACCUACUGUAGUGCUGAGCUGAGCCGUCCUGGGGGGGGGAAUUCACGGUGGGGUUUCUUGACCCCAUUGAUUGCCCACUGUUAAAUUUCCCGUGCAACGUCCCAAAAAAGUCGUUCGACGGAGCGCUGAGAGGUCUUAUAGAGGUCAUGAAAGCACUGGCCAAUACAUCUGAAGUGUGUGUGUGUGUGUGCCAUUGUGUGUAUUUAAAGCUGGCCCUCAGACUGCAGCCUCCUCCUCAGUAGUCUGAGCUGAGGGUUCUUGCUAUGAGAAAUGUGUGUGUGUGUAUGUUUGUGUGGGUGUGUGUGUGUUUUCGUUUGUUAGACAGUGAGACUGUGAGUGUGUGUGUGUUUCUCUGGUUUGUGUGUGUAUAUAAACUCCCUCUCUCUCUCUCUCCUCAGGUGGGAACGCUUGGGCGUGUAUAUAAACUCCCUCCCUCUCUCUCUCUCCUCAGGUGGGAACCCUCGGGGGGUGUUUGCCCUGGGGCAGGUGCAGGGUGAGUGGAAGAUGUAUGUGAAGCGCCCACUGGACCGUGAGGAACAGGACCUAUACCUCCUCAACGUUACCGCUAGCGACGGCCUGUUCGUCACCAGGGCAACCGUGGAGGUGUCUGUGACUGACACCAACGACAACAGCCCUGUCUGUGACCAGGUCAGUAACACUCUUUAUUUACAGACUGUUCCGUCUGUACACUACUGCAUUUAUAUGUUUAUGUUUAUAGGUCACUCAGCAUUAUUCUUAUCUGUUUUCUGAAUGACAUAGUUUCCUACAAUAUAAUAAAACAUUGGCAUUGAUUAUCGUAGGUGUUUACUGUUUAUUGUAAGCUGUCCCAUAACUGGUGCAGAAAUGUGACUUUACAGUUGAAUUCCACUUGUCUUAUAUGUGGUUAGGUUUUAUGUUCUACUUCAGGCAUAACUCAUAUUUAAUAGUUUUAUUUGCUGCUGUUGGUUCUGUUUCCAGAUUCUGCAGGGUCUUUUCCUUUACUGUAAACAGAAACGGUAUAAUUUAGACUGUAUAAUUUAGAGUGUGUUUUUAUGUUGUGUCUGUGUUCCUGUGUGAGGUCUGGUGAUACGUAGCUGUGGUUGAGUCUGUGUGUUGAUGUGUGAGGUCUGGUGAUACGUAGCUGUGGUUGAUGUCUGUGUGUUCCUGUGUGAGGUCUGGUGAUACGUAGCUGUGGUUGAGUCUGUGUUCCUGUGUGAGGUCUGGUGAUACGUAGCUGUGGUUGUGUCUGUGUGUUGCUGUGUGAGGUCUGGUGAUACGUAGCUGUGGUUGAGUCUGUGUGUUGCUGUGUGAGGUCUGGUGAUACGUAGCUGUGGUUGAGUCUGUGUUCCUGUGUGAGGUCUGGUGAUACGUAGCUGUGGUUGAGUCUGUGUGUUGCUGUGUGAGGUCUAGUGAUACGUAGCUGUGGUAGAGUCUGUGUGUUGCUGUGUGAGGUCUAGUGAUACGUAGCUGUGGUUGUGUCUGUGUGUUGCUGUGUGAGGUCUGGUGAUACGUAGCUGUGGUUGUGUCUGUGUGUUGCUGUGUGAGGUCUAGUGAUACGUAGCUGUGGUUGUGUCUGUGUGUUGCUGUGUGAGGUCUGGUGAUACGUAGCUGUGGUUGAGUCGUUUUUGCUGGUGGGGUUGGUGAACGGUGUGGUUGUGUCUGUGUUUGCGGGUGUGGGGUUGGUGAUACGUAGUUGGUUGAGUUUUUUUGAGCAGUGUGUUUGUUGUAAUGUAAAGGAACUGUUUGAUUUAUAAGGUUUGAUAGAUUGUUUGUUGCUGCAUGUUAGGUUUCUACUGUUAGUUUUCUCUGUCUGUCUAGGGAGCUGUUGUACACUAUUAGGAGAGUGGUGGCGUGUUUGAUGCUGGCUGAUAUACAGGCUACUGCUUUAUGGAGUUAGUAAAACUCUCUUGUUGGUAGGAGGGGCUGUAUGGGGGAGGGAUGAUUUUUUAUGGCAUUUUUUGGGGGAUAGGAGGGUAGAGGGGGGGGAUGAUUUUAUGUUGUUUUUUUUUGUGUGUGGUGUAAAGUAUGUUUAGAAUGUGGGGGGGUUUUAUUCAGUAGCCUACAUUUUUUUUGUCUGGGGGGUAAAUCUUUUUAAGCGUUUAAAAAAUUUUAGUAUGUUUUUUUGGUGGGGAGCGGGGGUGGGGAGAGCGGGGGGCAGGCCCGUCACGGCCUGGCCCCGGGGGGCCCCCAACGGGGGGGUGUUGGGGGGAGGGUUUAGGAUCGGGGACCGGCCAAGGACCCGGGGCUAAACCCCCCCCCCCAGGGGACACACUUUUUUUUUGAUUUCCAAUGAGUUUAUGGUGUGGUGCUUAAACCUGUUCUUUUUCUGUUUGGCGAACAAAAGACUCCCGGUCCCGGACAAAAGACCCCGGACAAAUGGUUCACAACCAAUGGUGCUUUGGUGGGGGCAAUUUAGUGUUGGUGAUCAACCCUCCCUUUUUUCUGUCCCCACAACUGCCAAGUGGAGAAGAAAAGCCCCAAGGCCCCGUCAACAAAAGGCCUGCCUGGAAAGGUAAGAAGGGGAAAUUUUCCCCCUUUUCCUCUCCCCUUCCUCUUUCUUCCCCAUCUCCCUUAAACCCUAUCCCUCCUUCCCCUUUUUCCUUCUUCCCCUUUUUCCUUUCCCGUCUCUCUCUCUCUCUCUCUCUCUACUCUCUCUCUCUCUUCUCUCUCUCUCUCUCUCUCAUAUUUCAUUUCAAUUCAAAGGGCUUUAUUGGCAUGGGAAACAUAUGUUUUACAUUGCCAAAGCAAGUGAAAUAGAUAAUAAAACAAAAGUGAAAUAAACAAUCAAAAAUGUACAGUAAACAUUACACUCACAGGUAUUAGCACAUUAAAGGUUUACCAAACAAGCCACGCAGUGUCGACUGGCGUCAUGUUUCAAAGAGGAAGCACUGUGGCUGCUAGCGGGAUGAAAGACAGAAGGGGAGGAGAGAGAGGGAGAGAGAGAGAAAGAGAGAGGGAGAGAGAGAAAGAAAGAGAAGAGAGAGAGGAGAAGAGAGAGAGGAGGAGAGAGGAGGAGAGAGAGAGAAAGAAGAGGAGAGAGAGAGAGAGAAAAAGAGGGAGAGAGAGACAAAGUGAGAGGGAGAGAGAGAAAGAAAGAGGGAGAGAGAGAGAGAGAGGGAGCGAGAGAGAGAAAGAAAGAUGGAGAGAGAGAGAAAGAGAGAGAGAGCGAGAGAGGGAGAGAGAGAGAGACAGAAGGGCAUAAGGGGAGGAAAGAGAAGGAGAGAGAGAGAGAGAAGAGGAGAGAGAGAGAGGAGAGAGAGAGAGAGAGAGAGAGAGAGAGAGUGAGGAAGAGGGAACCAGAGAGAGAGAAAGGUAUCAGGGAGGAGAGAUACCAAUUAAACAAAGAUUCAUGUUUGAACUGGAGUCAACCUCUCUAUUUCCCUCUCUGCCUUUCUCUUUUCUCUACAUCUCAACUCUCAAAACACACACGCACAGAUGGCAAUCAAUAAGUUCAAUCAUUUAUUAAUGAAAGAUUGUUCUAACAUCCCUCUCCCCUCUCUCCAGGCGUCAGUCGUAAGGUGGUCUAUUCUCUGGCCGACUCUGCCAACGGCUUCUUCUCCAUCGACAAAUCCUCCGGCAUCGUGGUCCUGGAACGUAUCCUCGACCGCGAACAGCAACCGUCCUACAUGAUCACGGUCAGAGCAUCUGACCAGGGCUCUCCGGUCCGCCUGUCCUCCCUGGUCAACGUGACCGUCACGGUCCUGGACAUCAAUGACAACCCGCCGGUGUUUGAGCGCCGUGACCACCUCGCCACCGUGCCAGAGGACGUUGGGUUAGGGACGGAGGUGCUGAGAGUGUACGCAGCCAGUAAGGACAUUGGAACCAAUGCUGAGAUCACCUAUAGUAUCCGCUCAGGCAAUGAGCAUGGAAAGUUCCACAUACACCCCCUAACUGGUAAGUUUCCAUAUGUAGAAUAUAAAGUGGCAAUUUACACUACCGUUCCAAAGUUUGCGGUCACUUUUUUUGUCCAUUAAAAUGACAUCAAAUUGAUCAGAAAUACAGUGUAGACAUUGUUAAUGUUGUAAAUGGCUAUUGUAGCUGGAAACGGCUGAUUUUUAAUGGAAUAUCGACAUUGGCGUACAUAGGCCCAUUAUCAGCAACAAUCAGUCCUGUGUUCCAAUGGCACGUUGUGUUUGCUAAUCCAACUUUAUCAUUUUAAAAGGCUAAUUGAUCAUUAUAAAACCCUUUUGUAAUAAUUGCUGAAAACUGUUGUGCUGAUUAAAGAAGCAAUAAAACUGACUUAUUGAGACUUGUAGAGUAUCUGGAGCAUCAGCAAUUGUGGGUUCGAUUACAGGCUCAAAAUGGCCAGAAACAAAUAACUUUCUUCUAAAACCCGUCAGUCUAUUCUUGUUCUGAGCUAUUCCAUGCGAGAAAUUGCCAAGAAACUGAAGAUCUCAUACAACGCUGUGUACUACUCCCUUCACAGAACAGCGCAAACUGGCUCUAACCAGAAUAGAAAGAGGAGUGGGAGGCCCCGGUGCACAACUGAGCAAGAGGACAAAUACAUUAGAGUGUCUAGUUUGAGAAACAGACGCCUCACAGGUCAUCAACUGGCAGCUUCAUUAAAUAGUACCCGCAAAACACCAGUCUCAACGUCAACAGUGAAUAGGUGACUCUGGGAUGUUGACCUUCUAGGCAGAGUUGCAAAGAAAAAGACAUAUCUCAGACUGACCAAUAAAAAGAAAAGAUUAAGAUGGGCAGUCUGAGAUAUGGCUUUUGUUGAGAGGUGUCUGCUACCUGAACUCUGUGAAGCAUUUAUUUGGGCUAGAAUUUCUGAGGCUGGUAACUCUAAUGAACUUAUCCUCUGCAGCAGAGUUAACUCUGGAUCUUCCAUUCCUGUGGCGGUCCUCAUGAGAGCCAGUUUCAUCAUAGUGCUUGAUGGUUUUUGCGACUGCACUUCAGAAAACAUUCAAAGUUCUUGAAAUGUUCCGUAUUGACUGACCUUCAUGUCUUAAAGUAAUGAUGGACUGUCAUUUCUCUUUGCUUAUUUGAGCUGUUCUUGCCAUAAUAUGCACUAGGUAUUUUACCAAAUAGGGCUAUCUUCUGUAUACAGUGCCUUGCAAAAGUAUUCAUCCCCCUUGGCAUUUUUCCUAUUUUGUUGCAUUACAACCUGUAAUUUAAAUUGAUUUUUAUUUGGAUUUCAUGUAAUGGACAUACACAAAAUAGUCCAAAUUGGUGAAGUUAAAUGAAAAAAUAACUUUUUUCAAAAAUGUCUUAAAAAUGAAUAACGGAAAAGUGGUGCGUGCAUAUGUAUUCACCUCCUUUGCUAUGAAGCCCCUAAAUAAGAUCUGGUGCAACCAAUUACCUUCAGAAGUCACAUAAUUAGUUAAAUAAAGUCCACCUGUGUGCAAUCUAAGUGUCACAUGAUCUGUCACAUGAUCUCAGUAUAUAUACACCUGUUCUGAAAGGCCCCAGAGUCUUCAACACCACUAAGCAAGGGGCACCACCAAGCAAGGGGCACCACCAAGCAAGCGGCACCAUGAAGACCAAGGAGCUCUCCAAACAGGUCAGGGACAAAGUUGGAGAAGUACAGAUCAGGGUUGGGUUAUACAAAAAUAUCAGAAACUUUGAACAUCACACGGAGCACCAUUAAAUCCAUUAUUAAAAAAUGGAAAGAAUAUGGCACCACAACAAACCUGCCAAGAGAUGGCUGCCCACCAAAACUUACAGACCAGGCAAGGAGGGCAUUAUUCAGAGAGGCAACAAAGACACCAAAUAACCCUGAAGGAGCUGCAAAGCUCCGCAGCAGAGAUUGGAUUAUCUGUCCAUAGCACCACUUUAAGCCGUACACUCCACAGAGCUGGGCUUUACGGAAGAGUGGCCAGAAAAAAAGCAAUUGCUUAAAGAAAAAAAUAAGCAAACACGUUUGGUGUUCGCCAAAAGGCAUGUGGGAGACUCCCCAAACAUAUGGAAUCAGGUACUCUGGUCAGAUGAGACUAAAAUUGAGCUUUUUGGCCAUCAAGGAAAACGCUAUGUCUGUCGCAAACCCAACACCUCUCAUCACCCCAAGAACACCAUGUUUUUCAUCGGCAGGUACUGGGAAACUGGUCAGAAUUGAAGGAAUGAUGGAUGGCGCUAAAUACAGGGAAAUUCUUGAGGGAAACCUGUUUCAGUCUUCCAGAGAUUUGAGACUGGGACGGAGGUUCACCUUCAAGCAAGACAUUGACCCUAAAAAUACUGCUAAAGCAACACUCGAGUGGUUUAAGGGGAAACAUUUAAAUGUCUUGGAAUGGCCUAGUCAAAGCUCAGACCUCAAUCCAAUUGAGAAUCUGUGGUAUGACUUAAAGAUUGCUGUACACCAGCGGAACCCAUCCAACUUGAAGGAGCUGGAUCAGUUUUGCCUUGAAGAAUGGGCAAAUAUCCCAGUGGCUAGAUGUGCCAAGAUUAUAGAGACAUACCCUAAGAGACUUACAGCUUUACUUGCUGCAAAAGGUGGCUCUACAAAGUAUCCAUUUUAAUUCCAGGUUGUAAGGCAACAAAAUAGGAAAAAUGCCAAGGGGGGUGAAUAAUUUUGCAUGCCACUGUACCCCCCCUACCUUGUCACAACACAACUGAUUGGCUCAAAAGCAUUAAGAAGGAAAGAAAUUCCACAAAUUAACUUUUAAGAAGGCACACUUGUUAAUUGAAAUGCAUUCCAGGUGACUACCUCAUGAAGCUGGUUGAGAGAAUGCCAAGAGUGUGCAAAACUGUCAUCGAGGCAAAGGGUGGCUAUUUGAAGAAUCUCAAAUAUAAAAUAUAUUUUGAUUUGUUUAACACGUUUUUGGUUGCUACAUGAUUCCGUAUUUGUUAUUUAAUAGUUUUGAGGUCUUCACUAUUAUUCUACAAUGUAGAAAAUUGUAAAAAUAAAGAAAAACCCUUGAAUGAGUAGGUGUGUCCAAACUUUUGACUGGUACUGUAUGUCUUUGUUUGCAAAUUCAUGUUACAUACUUCUACAUGGUGUUAGAAGUAGGAUCCCUACCUACCUAUUGACCUUUCACCCUCUUUGUACUAGGUGCCAUCGCUGUGUCCAAGCCUCUGGACUUUGAGACGUGUAAAGACUACUUCCUUACUGUGGAGGCCAGAGACGGUGGAACCCCGCCCCUAAGCGCCGUAACCAUGGUAAACAUCAACCUGACGGACAUCAACGACAAUGCACCAAUGUUCAGCCGAGACGUCUACACUGCUGUCGUAUCCGAGGACACAACCAUCGGAGAGUCCGUCGUCAAGGUAUGUCCUGUUGGCUCUUUAACAUGGACUGGUUCAGCCAUGUUUCCCAGACGUCUCCAGGAGUACCCGCAGUCUCUUUAACCUGGACUGGUUCAGCCAUGUUUCCCAGACGUCUCCAGGAGUACCCGCAGUCUCUUUAACCUGGACUGGUUCAGCCAUGUUUCCCAGACGUCUCCAGGAGUACCCGCAGUCUCUUUAACCUGGACUGGUUCAGCCAUGUUUCCCAGACCUCUCCAGGAGUACCCUCAGUCUCUUUAACCUGGACUGGUUCAGCCAUGUUUCCCAGACGUCUCCAGGAGUACCCCCAGUCUCUUUAACAUGGACUGGUUCAGCCAUGUUUCCCAGACGUCUCCAGGAGUACCCCCAGUCUCUUUAACCUGGACUGGUGUCGCGACUUCCGCCGAGGCUGCCCCCCCCCUCCUUGUCCGGGCAGGCUUCGGCGUUCGCCGUCACCGGAGUACUAGCUACUGCCGAUCCCAUUAUCAUCACUCCACUUGUCAUGUCUUGUCAAUCACACACACCUGGUGCUCAUUCCCCUAAUUAGUAUGUGUAUAAGUGUUCCCUCUGUUCCCCUUGUCUUUGUGAGUGAUUGUUUUGUUGUGAGAGCAUGUAGCUCGGUUGAGCUACAUUUCACUGGGUUAUUUGCCAAGGUGGAUGUGUUCCCUUAUACAGUGUCGUUUGACGCUUGGGGCGUUUGAUUUAUGCAAACAGUUUAACUCUGGACUUCGGUAUUUUACCUCCUGCGCCUGACUCCUUCUUUCACACCUCGUCACAACUGGUUCAGCCAUGUUUCCCAGACCUCUCCAGGAGUACCCCCAGUCUCUUUAACCUGGACUGGUUCAGCCAUGUUUCCCAGACCUCUCCAGGAGUACCCCCAGUCUCUUUAACCUGGACUGGUUCAGCCAUGUUUCCCAGACCUCUCCAGGAGUACCCCCAGUCUCUUUAACCUGGACUGGUUCAGCCAUGUUUCCCAGACCUCUCCAGGAGUACCCCCAGUCUCUUUAACCUGGACUGGUUCAGCCAUGUUUCCCAGACCUCUCCAGGAGUACCCCCAGUCUCUUUAACCUGGAAUGGUUCAGCCAUGUUUCCCAGACCUCUCCAGGAGUACCCCCAGUCUCUUUAACCUGGACUGGUUCAGCCAUGUUUCCCAGACCUCUCCAGGAGGACCCCCAGUCGGGUUGCACUCAUUUGAACUUUUCUGUUACAAACACACCUGAUUCAAUCUGAACUAAUCAUCAAGCCCUUCAUUAAUAAGGUCAAGUGUGCUCGUUCUGGGAUACAUCCAAUAAGUUCAACUGGAUGGGGGUACUCGAGGAAACAUUUAGGAAACACUAACCAUCUUACUGUGUGUGUGUGUGUGUGUGUGUGUGUGUGUGUUGGAGAGUCCCUGCCUAACCCCCCUCUCCUCCUCCUCUAGCUGACAGCUGAGGAUGUAGACAGCCAGGUGAAUGGUGAAAUCCUCUACUCCAUCGUCAGUGGUGACAGAGAGAACCAGUUCUUCAUAGACCCUCUCUCUGGCAUGGUGAAGGUCAACAAACAGCUGGACAGAGAGACGGUGAGCACACACACACACACACAGGUACACACACAGGUAAAAACACACACACACACACACACACACACACACACACACACACCACAGGUAAACCCACAGGUACACACACAGGUAAACACACACACAGGUAAACACACACACACACCACAGGUAAACACACACACACAGGUAAACACACACCACACAGGUAACACACACACACACACACACACACAGGUAAACACACACAUCCACAGGUACACACACAGGUAAACACACACACACACACAGGUAAACACACACACACACACACAGGUAAACACACACACACAGGUAAACACACACACACACACACACACACACACAGGUAACACACACACACAGGUACACACACAUACAUACACAGGUAAACACACACACACACAGGUACACACACAGGUAAACACACACACACAGGUAAACACACACACACACACAGGUAAACACACACAUCCACAGGUAUACACACAGGUAAACACACACACACACACACACAGGUAAACACACACACACACACACACACACACAGAUAACACACACACACAGGUACACACACAUACACACAGGUAAACACACACACACACACACACAAGGUACACACACAGGUAAACACACACACACAGAAACAAACCAACACUACGGCCAAUACAACCACAGCAUGAACACUAAUAACAACUACUGUCUCUGACACGUACACCACCACAUCACCAUCACAAACAAACACCUCCACCUUUUAUCCUCCUGCAGCUAGCUAGCUCCUCCUGACCAUUUCUCUCAUGGAGGAUGUUCAGUUCCUCUGGUUAGAGCAUUGCAUCCCAUCCCUCCUCUUCCUGCUUUCUUCCCUCUUCUUUUAUUUGCUUGAAGCGUUCCGAGUGUGUCUUCCAAUUCCCUCAUAAAGAAUUUAUGAGUGUGACCCUUGACAGUGCGGAGAGCGGAUCUGAGCGCGCUCCAAAGAGAACGCCUGGGCUUGUGGGGGAUUAAAGAGCUGAUGAAAGUGUGUUUGGGUUAUCAGAAAGAGCACAGCCCUGUGUGUGUGUGUGUGUGUGUGUGUCUUCACGCACCACUAUUUCCAUACAGGUUAUUCUAAUUUACUCUCUCCCAAGCAGCACUGUGGUUGUUUAUUGUGGUUUAUUUUUUCAUUUCUCAGAGUGAAAGGUUGUUAUUUUUGUUUUCAGUUAUUGCAUUUUUCUGCUGUGUUUAGUUAGGCUGUUAUUACAGAGCUUUAUGUGGAAAGAUACCCUGCAGCUAGCGUGGUAGGGAAUAAGGUGUGUGUGUGUGUGUGUCUUCACUCCCUAAGAUAAUAAAUCCUGUCUACCUGAGAUAGACUUGACAGUGUUCCCUCAGGUACACUCUUAGGAAGAAAGGUGCUAUCUAGAAACUAAAAGGGUUCUUCGGCUGUCCCCGUAGGAGAACCCUUUAAAGAACCCAUUUUGGUUCCAGGUAGAACACUUUUGGUGCCAGGUAGAACCUUUUUGGGUUCCAUGUAGAACUGGAACCCAAAAGGGUGCUCCUAUGGGGACAGCCGAAUAACCAUUUUGAAACCCUUUUGUCUUAGAGUGUAGAGUGAAUCUGAGAGACAGAGACAGAAACCCAGGGUACAUGCUUGGUAGGACACGCCAGGAAUGUGUCAGUCACAGGAGUGUGUUUCAGAGGAUCAAAGGAUGCGCCCACAACCAAUCACAACACACUUAAUCAGCGCCCUUACGUCCUUGUUUGGUCUGCUGAUAUUCAAGGGAGUACCACAUAAGGAUGCGUAUCCAGGAGGAUAUUUGAUUAGAGACUUGUCAUCAUUGGUUAAUGUGUGAUGAAUUUGAUUUGCAUGGAAAUUGCUGUGUAUGAUUUUCUCGAUCCUAUUAUCGUUAUCAGGCAUGAAAUUAUUACAACGUUUCUCGACGUGAAGUUUCAAGGGAAACACAUGUAAUUUUUCUUCUCUCUAGGUGUCUGGUUACUCUCUGGCGGUCAGGGCUCUGGACAGUGGUGUUCCGCCCAUGUCGUCAACGGUGAUGGUCAACAUCGACAUCUCAGACAUCAACGACAGCCCGCCUACUUUCACCCCGGCCAAUCUCACCACUGUCAUACAGGUACUGUUACUCACAUGAUUGACAGCUCUGGUGAACUCUAUACACACCGACAUCCACAUAGACAUAGAUAUUCACACACAUAUCCUUUCUUACAGAAGAAGCACACACACACACACACACACACACACACACACUCCGUCUUGCAUCUAAUCUAAUUUCCCUUCUCGUACUGUCCAAUCACAGGAGAACAAGCCCAUCGGCACCAGCAUUCUGCAGCUGUCCGUCAUAGACCAGGACUCCUCCCAUAACGGCCCGCCCUUUGAGUUCCGCAUCUUAUCAGGGAACGAGGGUGGAGAGUUUACACUGGAGUGGGAUGGAACUCUGCUAGCCAAUCAGGUGUUUAGGAGGGACUUAGCCACGGAGUAUGUCAUCCAAGUCCAGGUAAGAAGGUCAUUUUAGAUAAUCUCAGUCAACCCUGUUAGUGUUAGCACCAGGUCUUACAACCAGCUGGUCAACCCUGUUAGUGUUAACACCAGGUCUUACAACCAGCUGGUCAACCCUGUUAGUGUCAACACCAGGUCUUAUAACCAGCGGGUCAACUCUGUUAGUGUCAACACCAGGUCUUACAACCAGCUAGCUUGUGUAAGGUCUGUUACUAAAUCACACAUGGAGUUGCAUUGUGAUUUAUGUUUUUUGGCUCUGUGUUAAUUAACCGUUUGCUUCUCCCCUACUCCCCAUACCUCUAGGUAAGGGACUCCGGUAAGCCCCGUCUGUCCUCCUCCUCUACCCUGACGGUGCGUGUGAUUGAGGAGAGCCUUCACCGGCCUGUAGCACUACCCCUGGAGGUCCACAUCAUCACCAUGGAGGACGAGUUUCCUGGAGGAGUCAUCGGCCAGCUGCACGCCACCGACGCAGACCCCUACGAUGUCCUGACCUUCGGCCACGCACCUCCGUCUCAACGCUCCCUCUUCAAGAUCAGUCCGAGAGACGGUAAGAUCAUAGCCCUGGGAGGCCUGGACUCCGGCCGCUACUCCCUCAAUGCCAGCGUGAGUGACGGACGCUUCGCCGUGCCCGUGGCUGUGAGCGUGCACGUGGAGCAGGCAUCGCCAGAGAUGCUGCGGGAGGCGGUUACAGUACGUUUCGAGAGUGUGCAACCCCACGACUUCGUGGCCACACAUCUGAAAAACGUGGUGAAAGUUCUGAAGGUUGCCGCCGCGACGCAGAAGCAGGAUGCGCUGCACGUGCUCAGUCUGCAGCCCGUGGGCGGGACCAGCCAAUUGGAUCUGCUGGUUGCCGUGGAGACGGCUGGGGGAGGGUUCUACAAGGCAGCGUACCUGACCCAGAAGCUGAGCGCCUCUCGGAGGCAGCUGGAGGAAGUGCUGAGGGUGUCGGCCAUCUUGGAUAAGAACUGUUCUGGGCUGGAGUGUCGCGGGGCCCAGUGUGAGCAGAGCAUUGUGUUGGACUCUAACGCUCUCAUCACCUACAGCACACCCAGGGUUAGCUUUGUGUCGCCACGCUUCCACAGGACCACACGCUGCACCUGCACUGGUGAGGACAUGCACACACACACAUACACACCAACAGAUAUACACUCAUGUAUCGUAUCAAUGUACAGUACCAGUCAAAAGUUUGGACACACCUACUCAUUACAAGGUUUUUCUUUUCCACAUACAGUGAGGGAAAAAAGUAUUUGAUCCCCUGCUGAUUUUGUACGUUUGCCCACUGACAAAGAAAUUAUCAGUCUAUAAUUUUAAUGGUAGGUUUAUUUGAACAGUGAGAGACAGAAUAACAACAACAAAAUCCAGAAUAACGCAUGUCAAAAAUGUUAUAAAUUGAUUUGCAUUUCAAUGAGGGAAAUAAGUAUUUGACCCCCACUCAAUCAGAAAGAUUUCUGGCUCCCAGGUAUCUUUUACACAGGUAACGAGCAGAGAUUAGGAGCACACUCUUAAAGGGAGUGCUCCUAAUUUCAGCUUGUUACCUGUAUAAAAGACACCUGUCCACAGAAGCAAUCAAUCAAUCAGAUUCCAAACUCUCCACCAUGGCCAAGACCAAAGAGCUCUCCAAGGAUGUCAGGGACAAGAUUGUAGACCUACACAAGGCUGGAAUGGGCUACAAGACCAUCGCCAAGCAGCUUGGUGAGAAGGUGACAACAGUUGGUGCGAUUAUUCGCAAAUGGAAGAAACACAAAAUAACUGUCAAUCUCCCUCGGCCUGGGGCUCCAUGCAAGAUCUCACCUCGUGGAGUGUCAAUGAUCAUGAGAACGGUGAGGAAUCAGCCCAGAACUACACGGGAGGAUCUUGUCAAUGAUCUCAAGGCAGCUGGGACCAUAGUCACCAAGAAAACAAUUGGUAACACACUACGCCGUGAAGGACUGAAAUCCUGCAGCGCCCGCAAGGUCCCCCUGCUCAAGAAAGCACAUAUACAGGCCCGUCUGAAGUUUGCCAAUGAACAUCUGAAUGAUUCAGAGGAGAACUGGGUGAAAGUGUUGUGGUCAGAUGAGACCAAAAUGUAGGUCUUUGGCAUCAACUCAACUCGCCGUGUUUGGAGGAGGAGGAAUGCUGCCUAUGACCCCAAGAACACUAUCCCCACCGUCAAACAUGGAGGUGGAAACAUUAUGCUUUGGGGGUGUUUUUCUGCUAAGGGGACAGGACAGCUUCACCGCAUCAAAGGGACAAUGGACGGCGCCAUGUACUGUCAAAUCUUGGGUGAGAACCUCCUUCCCUCAGCCAGGGCAUUGAAAAUGGGUUGUGGAUGGGUAUUCCAGCAUGACAAUGACCCAAAACACACGGCCAAGGCAACAAAGGAGUGGCUCAAGAAGAAGCACAUUAAGGUCCUGGAGUGGCCUAGCCAGUCUCCAGACCUUCAUCCCAUAGAAAAUCUGUGGAGGGAGCUGAAGGUUCGAGUUGCCAAACGUCAGCCUCGAAACCUUAAUGACUUGGAGAAGAUCUGCAAAGAGGAGUGGGACAAAAUCCCUCCUGAGAUGUGUGCAAACCUGGUGGCCAACUACAAGAAACGUCUGACCUCUGUGAUUGCCAAUAAGGGUUUUGCCACCAAGUACUAAGUCAUGUUUUGCAGAGGGGUCAAAUACUUAUUUCCCUCAUUAAAAUGCAAAUCAAUUGAUAACAUUUUUGACAUGCGUUUUUCUGGAUUUUUUUGUUAUUAUUCUGUUUCUCACUGUUCAAAUAAACCUACCAUUAAAAUUAUAGACUGAUCAUGUCUUUGUCAGUGGGCAAACGUACAAAAUCAGCAGGGGAUCAAAUACUUUUUUCCCUCACUGUAUGUGUUAUUUCAUAGUUCUGAUGUCUUCACUAUUAUUCUACAAUGUAGAAAAUAAUAAAAAUAAAGAAAAACCCUUGAAUGAGUAGGUGUGUCCAAACUUUUGACUGGUACUGUAUAUUCAUAAUGAUGCACUCACAUACUCAUACAGAAAUACACACACAAACAAAAGUGUCCCGAAGUGUCCUUUAGAGAGCUGUACAGUAGGCAUUGUUGACGUCUGCAUGAUCUGCACUGUAGAAAACACUCUGUCUGAUUGUAUAAAUACUAUAAUGAUAAAUUGAUGGUCAUAAUCCACCAGGGGCAUCUUGAGUGUGUAUCUGACCCCUGGGAUUAGUCAGACCCCGCCCCCCCAGUAGAUUCAAUUAGCAUGUUGUGGCUAAUGUAAUUAGCAUGUCUCCUAGGGACACUUGGCAGAGGAUUUGGCUGCCUCUACUCAGAAUAACCCUAAAUGAACUUGUCCUCUCUCGCUGUCUUCAUUCAUCCUUUCUUUCUCCCUUCUACUCGAAAGCCGAAGACUGUCCAUUCUUCUAUCAAUGGUACGAUCUUAUGUUAAUAUGUAUGACUUGUAUCCCUCCCGGGACUUGGGGUAGCCGGGAUGAGGACCCCGCCCAGUGAAGUACCUGUGGUAGUUAGGCAUGCGCCGGCGGAGGGAUGCACAGAUACCAGAGAGAGCCGGCUGAGAGCAGCGCCCAUUCCUCUCGUCGAGCUUGGUGGUCGCGAAUCAGCGGUGGUCGGAGUACCGGGGUGCUCGACCUAGAUAUCACACCCCCUCCUUCUUCCCGGACUCUCACCCUGCGCAUCUCCCAACGGCUCAUAUCUUGUCGCUACUGUUGUGCACAACUAAUGCACUCCUGUAGCGAGAGCCUAUGGGUUAUUUAUCAGCAGCUCUACUACGAUCGUUUAUCAUGGAGGACAACAAGACGAAGAGAGCAGGAACCCCCUAACCUAUUCAGCUCCACUUCUUUCUCCUUUGAUAACCACACCCCACCUGCUGUUCUCUCUCUGUAUCUCUCUGUGAUCUCUCUCUCUCUCUCUCUCUCUCACCCCUCUUCUCUUCUCUCUCUCUCCCUCCUCUCUCUCCCUCCCCUCCUUUCUCUCCCUCCCCCUUCUCUCUCGCCCUCUCUCCCUCCAUCAGAUGGUAGCUGUCCCCCAGCCUCAGAGUUGUGUGAUGAGCAGCCCUGUCCAGGAGACAUGCAGUGUGUGGGCACAGAGGGCACCAGAGGACCGUACGCCUGCCAGUGUCCACCAGGGAAACUAGGAGAGUGUGCAGGUGCGUUGAUGUGGGUUUAUGUGUCCAGGGGUCUUGAAUGUUUGGGUCCGUUGUAAAUGUGAUGUAAUUUGUGGAUGGAAAUAGAACAAAAUGUAUUAAAUCGUGCGUGUGUGUGGGUUUGGUGUGUGUGUGUGUGUGUUUGGUGUGUGUGUGUUUGGUGUGUGUGUGUGUGCAGGUCACACGUCUCUGAGUUUCUCAGGGAACAGCUAUAUCAAGUAUAAAGUGUCUGAUGGAGGGAGGACAGGAGAGAUGAAGCUAGGACUGAGGAUCAGAACUCUACAGAGCAGAGGAAUCAUCAUGUACACACACGCUGACCCCUGCACUAUACUCAAGGUACACACACGCUGACCCCUGCACUAUACUCAAGGUACACACACGCUGACCCCUGCACUAUACUCAAGGUACACACACGCUGACCCCUGCACUAUACUCAAGGUACACACACGCUGACCCCUGCACUAUACUGAAGGUACACACACGCUGACCCCUGCACUAUACUCAAGGUACACACAACGCUGACCCCUGCACUAUACUCAAGGUACACACACGCUGACCCUGCACUAUACUCAAGGUACACACACGCUGACCCCUGCACUAUAGUCAAGGUACACACACGCUGACCCCUGCACUAUACUCAAGGUACACACACAUACGCUGACCCCUGCACUAUACUCAAGGUACACACACAUACGCUGACCCCUGCACUAUACUCAAGGUACACACACGCUGACCCCUGCACUAUACUCAAGGUACACACACGCUGACCCCUGCACUAUACUCAAGGUACACACACGCUGACCCCUGCACUAUACUCAAGGUACACACACGUACGCUGACCCCUGCACUAUACUCAAGGUACACACACGUACGCUGACCCCUGCACUAUACUCAAGGUACACACACGUACGCUGACCCCUGCACUAUACUCAAGGUACACACACAUACGCUGACCCCUGCACUAUACUCAAGGUACACACACGCUGACCCCUGCACUAUACUCAAGGUACAGACACGUACGCUGACCCCUGCACUAUACUCAAGGUACAGACACACACGCUGACCCCUGCACUAUACUCAAGGUACACACACGUACGCUGACCCCUGCACUAUACUCAAAGUACACACACGCACACACAUGUACGCUUGCUGACCCCUGUUUAUGGUACACACCUAUACAUGCUAAUCCCUGUACUAUACUGAACAUAACAGACAUGUGCUCAGACUACUGUGUUAUACUCAAGGUACACAUACCUGGAAACAGGCAUGGAUAGUCUGGAUACCCACAGCACGAUCCACCCUUGUUAUUACCCGAGGCUAAGCCACUUUAUCCGCUCUCAUCUGUGUCUAAACCCUGCCUCUCUUGUUGUGAUUGACAGCUGGAGGAGGGUAAGCUGUGGUUCCAGCUGGACUGUGGGAACAGCCCUGGUAUGCUGGGUAUUUCUGGGAGGCCCAUCAACGAUGGUAACUGGCACACGGUGACUCUGGAGCUCAACCGUAACUUCACCAGUCUGUCUCUGGACGACAGCUAUGUGGAGAGGAGGAGAGGACCGCCAAGCUUCCAACCACUAGGGGCAGAUGGGUGUAUCUACUUUGGAGCACAGGUGGGCUUUCUGUGGGGGGGAAGGGGUGUGCGUGUGUGUGUGUGUGUGUGUGUGUGUUUUUGGUUUUGCUAUCCUUGUGGGGACCAGAAGUCCUCACGAGGACAGUAAAACAAGGAAAAUUGAGGACAUUUCGCCGAUCCCCACAAGGAAAAAGGCUAUUUUAGGCUUAGGGGUUAGGUUUAGGGUUUGAGUUACAAUUAGGGUUAGGGUUAGAAGUAGGGUUAGGAGUUAGGUUUGGGGUUAGGAGUUAGGGAAAAUAGGAUUUUGAAUGCGAAUCAAUUGUUUGGUCCCGACAAGGAUAGUAAAACAAAAAUUUCUGGGUAUGGGUGUGUGACAGAUUUUUUCAGAGUGUGUGUGGGGGGGGGGGGGGGGUUGUUGUGAGUGUGUUAGGGACACUAAUAUGUUUGUAUGGGCGUGGCUGUGUGUGUUUUGCAUGUGCGAGCGUCAUGGAUUUGUAUGUGUGAGUAUAGUGUUUCUCUAUAAUGCUCUUACCUAUGUCAUCUUGUCAGAGUGAUGAACACAACACAAGGUAAGACGCUGGAUUGGAAGCUCUGGAUAGGAAGCUCUGGAUAGGAAACUCUGGACGGGGAGCUCUGGAUAGGAGCUCUGCAUAGGAAGCUUUGCAUAGGAAGCUCUGGAUAGGAAGCUCUGGAUAGGAAGCUCUGGAUAGGAAGCUCUGGAUAGGAAUCUCUGGAUAGGAAGCUCUGGAUAGGAAUCUCUGAAGCUCUGGAUGGGAAGCUCUGGAUAGGAUGCUCUGGAUGGGAAGCUUUGGAUAGGAAGUUAUGGAUAGGAAGCUCUGGAUAGGAUGCUCUGGAUAGGAAGCUCUGAGGAAUACAGCGUGUGUGUAUUUAUUAAUGUACUGUAUUUAGGGUAUGUGGGGAUCAGAAUCUUAGUCUUUUAUAUUGUUGUCUGAACAUGACUUGUGUGCUAUACCUAUUCAUAUACAGUACACUAUUUGUUAGUUUGUUUGUAUACAUAAAUCCGAUUUGUCACUCAUGUCUCUCGCCUCCCCCCUCCCCCCUCCCCCCCUCCCCACAGGUACAACCUCCUAACUCUCGCAGCCUGACAGACAAGAAGGGUCCUCGGGUGACGGAUGGUUUCCAGGGCUGCCUGGACUCUGUGAUGCUCAACAACAAUGAGCUGCCCCUGCAGAACAAGAGGAGUCGCUAUGCUGAGGUGGUGGGCCUAACAGAGCUGAAGCUGGGCUGUGUUCUCUACCCCGACACCUGCCUGAAACAGCCCUGCCUCCACGGAGCCACCUGCAACAGCCUGCCCUCCGGUGGUGAGUCUGGGGAACUGCAAGAGGGAAAUGGAUGUGGUCGCGAGAUAGGGUGUGUGUGUGUGUGUGUGCGCGCAAGCCAGAGGAGGCUGGAGGGAGGAGCUAUAGGAGGACAGGCUCAUUUUAAUGGCUGAAAUGGAAUAAAUGGAACGGAGUCAAACAUGUGGUUUCCAUAUGUUUGAUGUGCUUCAUACCGUUCAAUUUUUUCCAAUCCAGCCAUUAAAAUGAGCCCGUCCUCCUAUUGCUCAUCCCACCAGCCUCCUCUGGUGCACGUGUGAAACAAACUGCCUGGGUUGGAACAAAAGUCUGCACCACCCUGUAGCUCUUGAGGACAGAGAUUAUUGGUGACCAUUAGUGUCCAUAAUACACACACUGAUAGGAGGAUUUCUGUGCCAGCCUGUGUGCCCCUGUGCCAGCUAGCAGACUAUAACCUCUCCAGAGAUCUGGAUCUCCCCUCAACAUUAAUCUAUUAUUAAUCCAUAAUUAACUCCUAAUUAAACUGUCCUUGACCCACUGUUUUUCCCACAGGUAUGAUUGUGAAAUAGCCUCCCAUACUCCUUCAUCACGUCUGUGUUCUCUCUCUCUCUCUCUCUCUCUCUCUCUUUUUAUCUGCCCGUUUUUGUCUGCCUUCUUUCUGUUCUUGUCUUCCUGUCUUUGUGUCGUUAUAUCUCUCCGGUUGCUCUUAGUUUUUCUGUCUGUUCAUGUCUCUCCUCCUUUUGUCUGAACUCAAAAGUCCUACAUUAACGAAUCUUAUCGUUUUCAAAUCUGACUACAGUCAGGGCUCAAGACACAUUUCGUUUUUCUUUUUUCUCAGCCGUUGGCAUUUUGUACUGGAGUCAGUAGGGAAGUCUGGUUAAAUGUAAUCUCUAUCGAAAUUCCCUCCCUGGACUCAGCAGGGUGACCCCUUGACUUAACAUGCUGACUUAACACAUCAAGGCCAAGACUCAACACAGAGAGAGUGACUUAACGCUCCCGUGGGUUGGUCUUUCCCAGUUUCCCCGCUUGCAUUUCUCAUUCACAACGAGAGGCGGAGCGCUCUGAAAAGAGCACAGCAUUCUGGGACUUGUCAUGGUUGUCCUGGCUGUAAGAAGGUUCAGUGAAUGGGGAUUUUUGUUGUAAUAUUUGCUAUAAUUUUUUGGCUUGCCCAACCUCUUUGUAAAGGUUAUCGGAGUAUGUGUGUGUGUAUGUAUUCCGGUAUCCCACUGUGUGUGUGGUGUCUGCGCUGUGUCGAUAACACAAUGACAUUUCCCUGAGUUUUCCUAGAGGUGUGUGUGUGUGUUUGUGAUUUUCCUGUUGUGUGUUUUGUGUGUGACUGUGUGUGUCAGUGUGAUUUCCCAGUUGCGUGAGCUUUUGUGUGUGUGUGUGCCGUGUGAUUUCCUAGAGGUGUGCGUGUUUGUGUUUAGGCUGGCAAGCUCUCAUCAACCACAGGCCAACUAUCCCUGGCAGCACCGCCAAAGCUCAAACAAUGCACACACUAGUCUCCAUGGCACUGAACACAUUCCUGUGUGUGUGAUGGAGAGUGAUCGUGUGUAAUGAGUGUGUGUGUAAUGAGUGCAAGUGUGUGAGUGAUGGAGAGUGUAAGUGAUGGAGAGUGUGAGUGAUGGAGUGUGUGUGUGAUGGAGUGUGAGUGUGUGUGUUUGAUGGAGUGUGUGUUUGAUGGAGUGUGAGUGUAUGUGUGUGUGUGUGAUGGAGUGUGAAUGUGUGUGUGAUGGAGUGUGAGUGUGAUGGAGUGUGAGUGUAUGUGUGUGAUGGAGUGUGAGUGUGUGUGUUUGAUGGAGUGUGUGUUUGAUGGAGUGUGAGUGUAUGUGUGUGUGUGUGAUGGAGUGUGAAUGGGUGUGUGAGUGUGAUGGAGUGUGAGUGUGAGUGUGUGUGAUGGAGUGUGAGUGUGUGUGAUGGAGUGUGAGUGUGUGUGUGUGAUGGAGUGUGAGUGUGAUGGAGUGUGAGUGUGUGAUGGAGUGUGAGUGUGUGUGAUGGAGUGUGAAUGUGUGUUUGUGAUGGAGGGUGAAUGUGAGUGUGAUGGAGUGUGUGUGUGAGUGUGAUGGAGUGUGUCUGUGUGUUUGUGUGUGUGUGUGUGAUGGAGUGUGUGUGUGUAUGUGUGAUGGGAAUGUGAGUGUGUGUGUGAUGGAGUGUGUGUGUGAUGGAGUGUGUGUGAUGGAGUGUGUGUGUGUGAUGGAGUGGGUGUGUGAUGGAGUGUGAGUGUGAUGGAGUGUGUGUGUGUGUGUAAUGAGUGUGAGUGUAAAUGUGCGUGUGAUGGAGUGUGAGUGUGUGUGUGUGUGAUGGAGUGUGUGUGAUGGAGUGUGAGUGUGAUGGAGUUGUGUGUGUGAUGGAGUGUGAGCGUGAAUGUGCGUGUGAUGGAGAGUGAGUGUAUGUGUGAUGGAGUGUGUGUGAGUGUGAUGGAGUGUGUGUGUGAUGGAGUGUGAGUGUGAAUGUGCGUGUGAUGGAGUGUGUGUGUGAUGGAGUGUGAGUGAAUGUGUGAGUGUGUGUGUGAUGGAGUGUGAGUGUGAUGGAAUGUGUGUGUGUGUGUGUGUGUGUGUGAUGGAAUGUGAGUGUGUGUGUGAUGGAGUGUGAGUGAAUGUGUGAGUGUGUGUUUGAUGGAGUGUGAGUGUGAUCUGAAUCUUCUGUGAUGGUCUGAAUGCUUUGUUCAAUUAUAGCACCACCCCUGUAUGUAGAAUACUUCAUUUAACACACACUUUCCCCCCUUACUAGCCCUGACUCUGCUGAUCGCUAUUUUAUUGAAGAAUAAUGUACUUACUAUGACUGUGAUGUGUGGUUGUCCCACCUAGCUAUCUUAAGUUGAAUGCACUAACUGUAAGUCUCUCUGGAUAAGAGUGUCUGCUGAAUGACUCAAAUGUACAUUUACUUAAUUUACUAUUUUCAUUUUUUCUCUCCUUCGUCUCUUUUCUCUCUCUCCCUCUCUCUCUCUGCAUCAGGUUUUGCCUGUAGUUGCAGUCUCCAGUACACUGGGGGGCGCUGUGAGACAGAGAUCACGGCGUGCGUUCCCAACCCCUGCCACAACAGCGCCGUGUGCAAAGCCAUCGGCAGCGCUUUCCUCUGCAGCUGCAGGAGCGGUUUCAAGGGCACCACGUGAGUUACUAUCAAACUAAUGACCACACUGUAAACAUACAGUAUACACGCCAACACACUCCUGUCCUGAACACACACCCAUGGAGUUGACUAUCUCAGACACACAGAAUAUGACAGACACAACCACACCCUUUAACACACACACACACACAGAGAGACACAUAAACACCCACCUUUUAAAUGACCUGUUUGUUUUAACGGGUUCAGCUUCCUACUGGCCCAAGUAGUGGAUAUAAUAUAAGGGAUGUCAUAAAUAACGUCACUGUAAAUGCAAUGCCUCGUAAUUUCCACUAGGUGGCAGUAUAAACCAGCUCUUCUCUACAGUUAUAGGCAGAUGAGUAGAAGAGGCAGAGCCCCCAAGCUGCCUGCAGCCUGUAAGAUUCAUUCAAAGAGUUGAAAGAGAAAAAAAAUAUGACAUUUAAUUCUGCUUGUCUCCUUCUCUCCAGGGGUUUAGGGGUGUUCCACUGUGUUACAUUAGAAUAUAUUAUGCCUCAGAAAUCAAGGCUACAGGCAGUCGAUCAAUCAAUCAAAUGUAUUUAUAAAGCCCUUUUUACAUCAGCAGAUGUCACAAAGUCCUAUAUAGAAACCCUGCCUAAAACCCCAAACAGCAAGCAAUGCACAUUUAGAAGCACGGUGGCUAGGAAAAACUCCCUAGAAAGGAAGAAACCUAGGAAGAAACCUAGAGAGGAACCAGGCUCUGAGGGGUGGCCAGUCCCGUUCUGGCUGUGCCGGGUGGAGAUUAUAACAGUACAUGGCCAUUAAGGCCAGAUUUUUAUUCAAGAUGUUCAAACGUUCAUAGAUGACCAGCAGGGUCAAAUAAUAAUCACAGUGGUUGUAGAGGUUGCAACAGGUCAGUACAUCAGGAGUAAAUGUCACUUGGCUUUUCAUAGCCGGGCAUUUAGAGGUUGAAAUAGCAGGUGCAGCAAAGUCACAAGGUCACUAAUUCCAAAUAAAAUCAAAUGUUAUUUGCCACAUGCGCCGAAUACAACAAGUGUAGAACUUACAGUGAAAUGCUUACUUACAAGCCCUUAACCAACAAGGAAGUUUUAAGAAAAAUAAGUGUUAAGUAAAAAAUGGAUAAGUAAAAAAUAACAAUUAACAAAUAAUUAAAGAGCAGCAGUAAAAUAAAAGAACAGUAGCGAGGCUAUAUACAGGGGGUACCGGUACAGAGUCAAUGUGCAGGGGUACAGGUUAGUCGAGGUAAUUUAGGUAAUAUGUACAUGUGGGCAGGGUGUAAUAACACUUAUACACUUUUCUUACUCGCUGAAACACGCACGCGCACACCAGCAGCUUGUGUUCCAUCAUCGAAGCCAUUUUAAUUUCAGAUGAGAAAGAUCAGGAAAGUCAACCUCGGCGUGUUCGUUAUUUGAUAGGGAACAUAGGAGACUAGGGUUGUUUUUCAAUAUGCGUACUACAGUGCUCCACACCCUCAUGCUCCGAGUGCAUUCUCCUGAGUACGUUCUUGUGAGGACGAGAGUGUGGAGAAUGCAUGAAACAUUACAUUUGAAAAGCACUCGCACUCCCCCUACUGUAUUACCUCACGCUGUAUCUCCCCCAUUCACUGAACCUUCUUCAAGCCAGGACAAUGGCAACAAUAGAGACGAAACAAGAUACAGUUGUAGUCGGAAGUUUACAUACACUUAGGUUGGAGUCAUUAAAACUAGUUUUUCAACCACUCCACAAAUUUCUUGUUAACAAACUAUAGUUUUGGCAAGUCGGUUAGGACAUCUACUUUGUGCAUGACACAAGUAAUUUUUCCAACAAUUGUUUACAGACAGAUUAUUUCACUUAUAAUUCACUGUAUCACAAUUCCAGUGGGUCAGACGUGUACAUACACUAAGUUGACUGUGCCUUUAAUGAUGUAAUGGCUUUAGAAGCUUCUGAUAGGCUAAUUUACAUAAUUUGAGUCAAUUGGAGGUGUACCUGUGGAUGUAUUUCAAGGCCUACUCAGUGCCUCUUUGCUUGACAUCAUGGGAAAAUCAAAAGAAAUCAGCCAAGACCUCAGAAAAAAACUGUAGACCUCCACAAGUCUGGUUCAUCCUUGGGAGCAAUUUCCAAAUGCCUGAAGGUACCACAUUCAUCUGUACAAACAAUAGUACGCAAGUAUAAACACCAUGGGACCACGCAGCCGUCAUACCGCUCAGGAAGGAGAUGCGUUCUGUCUCCUAGAGAUGAACGUACUUUGGUGCGAAAAGUGCAAAACAAUCCCAGAACAACAGCAAAGGACCUUGUGAAGAAGCUGGAGGAAACAGGUAAAAAGUAUCUAUAUCCACAGUAAAAACGAGUCCUAUAUCGACAUAACCUGAAAGGCCGCUCAGAAAGGAAGAAGCCACUCUCCAAAACCGCCAUAAAAAAGCCAGACUACGGUUUGCAACAGCACAUGGGGACAAAGAUCGUACUUUUUGGAGAAAUGUCCUCUGUUCUGAUUAAACAAAAAUAGAACUGUUUGGCCAUAAUGACCAUCGUUAUGUUUGGAGGAAAAAGGGGUAUGCUUGCAAGCCGAAGAACACCAUCCCAACCGUGAAGCACGGGGGUGGCAGCAUCAUGCUGUGGGGGUUCUUUGCUGCAGGAGGGACUGGUGCACUUCACAAAAUAGAUGGCAUCAUGAGGAAAGAAAAUGAUGUGGAUAUAUUGAAGCAACAUUUCAAGACAUGGCUUAAGGACAACAAAGUCAAGGUAUUGGAGUGGUCAUCACAAAGCCCUGACCUCAAUCCUAUAGAAAAGUUAUGGGCAGAACUGAAAAAGCGUGUGCGAGCAAAGCCCUGACCCACUUUGAAUGUGAUGAAAGAAAUAAAAGCUGAAAUAAAUCAUUCUCUCUACUAUUAUUCGGACAUUUCACAUUCUUAAAAUAAAGUGGUGAUCCUAACUGACCUAAGACAGGGAAUUUUUACUAGGAUUAAAUGUCAGGAAUUGUGAAAAACAGAGUUUAAAUGUAUUUGGCUAAGGUGUAUGUAAACUUCCGACUUCAACUGAAUUAAAUGACCCACAAAUUAUCUGUAAGAGUUUUUAAAGUGCCAACUGAAGUGACAAAGGUUCAGAUCUAUUGAUACCUACAUCAAGGAUUGUUUUUGGAGUAUAUAGAGGCAACUGUAAGUCGGACUAUCCAAACUGAUUACCAAACAAAGUUUUAACAACCCCUCUUUCUCCCCUCAUCCCUCUCUCGUCUUCCUUCUCUCACUCCCCUCCUCCGUUCACCCUCUCCAGGUGCGAGGAGGACUUAAAUGAGUGUGAGCGGAGCGGAGCCACGGGCGGCGCGGCAGAAUGUGAGAACGGCGGUUUGUGUGUCAACACGCACGGCUCAUUCUACUGUAACUGCACGGCGGGCUUCGUGGGCCAGCGCUGCGGUCUGCGGCCCGUGGUGGUACCAGACAUGCAGGCUGGACACGCCGUGGUGGGGAAAGAAGAACUGAUCGGCAUUGCUGUCGUCCUCUUCGUCAUCGUCACCCUCAUCAUCCUCUUCAUCGCCUUCCGCAAGAAGGUAUUUGUAUUGUGUUGUUUAAUUAUUCUCAUGUGUUUUUAUUUUUACGAUGAAAUGUGUAAGUUUUAUCAAAUAAUUCAGACUUCAUUGCUUUUACAGAUGUAGGAUCUUAAUUUGAUCACCAUGUGCUGCGAUGCAGUACAUUUAAAACUUGUAUUGUAUUUGAGGUUUAAAAAGGCUUCUGAAGUUUCUAAUUUCCACAGAAAUGUCAGACUUGAAUUUCCCUUAAGAAAAUGUAUCAACCCCUACAAAAAUGUCCAUGAAUUAUAAUCCACAUAAAACGUCACAUUUCCUGUUGCUGCAGGAUUAUUUUUCUACCACAGAAACUGGUUUAAGAUCCUAUAUCUGUAAUAUAUUGUUUACAAGAAAUACAAUAAAAACAUUUUGGCUCCAGGUGUUCCAGAAGAACUACUCCCGUAACAACUUGACACUGGUCCAAGAUCCAGCAACAGCAGCUCUGUUAAACAAGGCCAACGGGGUUCAGUUCAAGACCCUGCGCUGCACGCCAGGAGACCCCUUGAACCUGUACGCCGAAGCGGGGCUCUGUGCCACGGUGAUAGGGGGCGGAGCUGGGAUGCUCGGCCCACCUCAGGUGCCUGUGAGGCCCAUGGCGUACACGCCCUGUUUCCAAGGCGAGCCGCGGUCCACGCUGGAGAAGAUGGCGGACGGGAGAGGCGUGGAACACACUGAGAUGAGCACCUUCCACCCAGAGUCUCCCAGGAUUCUGGGAGGCACAACGCGGAGGGGGGUGGUGGUGUGUAGCGUGGCGCCCAACCUGCCACCUGUCUCGCCCUGUCGUUCCGACUGUGACUCCAUCCACAAGAGCCCCUGGGACUGCGAUGAGGGUCAGUGUGUGUGCGUGGCUGGCAUAGUUAUGUGUUAGUGUGAUGAAUUUGAAUAUGUUUGUGUGUGGUACAGUCUUUGUUCAUACGUGUUUGUUUUUGUGAGUGUCUUGUGUGUGUGCAUUCACGCAUACUGUACAGUCGUGGUCAAAAGUUUUGAGAAUUACACAAAUAUUAAUUUUCACAAAGUCUGCUGCCUCAGUUAUGAUGGCAAUUUGCAUAUGCUCCAGAAUGUUAUGAAGAGUGAUCAGAUGAAUUGCAAUUAAUUGCAAAGUCCCUCUUUGCCAUGAAAAUGAACUUAAUCCCCCCCAAAAACAUUUCCACUGCAUUUCAGCCCUUCCACAAAAGGACCAGCUGACAUCAUGUCACUGAUUCUCUCGUUAACACAGGUGAGAGUGUUGACUAGGACAAAGCUGGAGAUCACUCUGUCAUGCUGAUUGAGUUAGAAUAACAGACUGGAAGCUUUAAAAGGAGGGUGAUGCUUGAAAUCAUUGUUCUUCCUCUGUUAACCAUGGUUACCUGCAAGGAAACACGUGCCGUCAUCAUUGCUUUGCACAAAAAGGGCUUCACAGGCAAGGAUAUUGCUGCUAGUAAGAUUGCACCUAAAUCCACCAUUUAUCGGAUCAUCAAGAACUUCAAGGAGAGAGGUUCAAUUGUUGUGAAGAAGGCUUCAGGGCGCCCAAGAAAGUCCAACAAGCGCCAGGACCGUCUCCUAAAGUUGAUUCAGCUGCGGGAUCGGGGCACCACCAGUGCAGAGCUUGCUCAGGAAUGGCAGCAGGCAGGUGUGAGUGCAUCUUCACACACAGUGAGGCGAAGACUUUUGGAGGAUGGCCUGGUGUCAAGAAGGGAAGCCACUUCUCCCCAGGAAAAACAUCAGGGACAGACUGAUAUUCUGCAAAAGGUACAGGGAUUGGACUGCUGAGGACUGGGGUAAAGUCAUUUUCUCUGAUGAAUCCCCUUUCCGAUUGUUUCGGGCAUCCGGAAAAAAGCUUGUCCGGAGAAGACAAGGUGAGCGCUACUAUCAGUCCUGUGUCAUGCCAACAGUAAAGCAUCCUGAGACCAUUCAUGUGUGGGGUUGGUUCUCAGCCAAGGGAGUGGGCUCUCUCACAAUUUUGCCUAAGAACACAGCCAUGAAUAAAGAAUGGUACCAACACAUCCUCCGAGAGGAACUUCUCCCAACCAUCCAAGAACAGUUUGGUGACGAACAAUGCCUUUUCCAGCAUAAUGGAGCACCUUGCCAUAAGGCAAACGUGAUAACUAAGUGGCUCGGGGAACAAAACAUCGACAUUUUGGGUCCAUGGCCAGGAAACUCCCCAGACCUGAAUCCCAUUGAGAACUUGUGGUCGAUCCUCAAGAGGCAGGAGGACAAAGAAAAACCCACAAAUUCUGACAAACUCCAAGCAUUGAUUAUGCAAGAAUGGGCUGCCAUCAGUCAGGAUGUGGCCCAGAAGGUAAUUGACAGCAUGCCAGGGCGGAUUGCAGAGUUCUUGAAAAAGAAGGGCCAACACUGCAAAUAUUGACUCUUUGCAUAAACUUAAUGUAAUUGUCAAUAAAAGCCUUUGACACUUAUGGAAUGCUUGUAAUUAUACUUCAGUAUACCAUAGUAACAUCUGACAAAAAUAUCUAAAAACACUGAAGCAGCAAACUUUGUGAAGACCAAUACUUGUGUCAUUCUUAACUUUUGACCACGACUGUAUAUUCAAAUGUAUGUUUGUGUGAUUGAGUAUCCCUCUUUUCCAGGAACCCUUGAGGGGGGAGUGCGUUGUUUGUUCAAUUUCCAUAUUCAUAUUACACACAACUACACUCAGAGAGUAUCACGUUCAGUUUAUCAAGACCAUCCUAAUUAUGAGCUGGCUUUGAUUCCCAAAUCCAAAGUGUGUGUGUGUGGUACCUCUAGCUCUCCUUGCCCGCAUUGUUGUCACUGGAGCCGAAGUGUGUGUGUGUGAUUUGUGCCACAACAAAGACAGCCCUAGUACUAACGAGCCUGUUUUCUUCUUCUGUGACUAACCUCGCAGAGGGCCAACUCUCCCUGGCCUGCUCCCACCGCCGUCCUAACCUCUGACACCCUGACCUCUAACCUCUGACCUCUCCCUGCAGGUAAAAUGGUAGAUAUGGGUGAAGAGAUGACCUGUUUCUCAGGGAGCAACAAGGGCAGCAACUCUGAGGUCCAAUCACUGAGCUCCUUCCAGUCCGACUCCUGCGAUGACAACGGUAAAACACGCCCCUCCUUUCUCGUGCCUCUUUCUGGCCACAACCAUAACGACAGUGAGCUAGUCUGCCAUCCAGUUCGAUAGCAACCCUUAACUUAGUCCUGUCUUCCCCUAACCCCCUAUCAUAACCCUUUGCUGUCGGCAGAUUCAGAGGAACCAGAUACUGUAUGUGAAAGCAAUAUGGCUGAAGCUCCCUAAAGCAAAUCGGAUGAGGUGACGCCGUCACCAUAUUGCGUCAAUAACAGUUCAUUUAGAUCAGCAAACACCGAAGAGAUAGGGGACUAGGGGAGGAGUCGGGGGUGGUUUGAUGUUAGAGCAUUAAAAGAGAUGCUGUGAUUAACAAUAACUAUGGGAACCCUGGAGUGUUUAUUGUUUCCUAAAGCCCUCUCUCCUAAAGCCCUCUCUCCUAAAGCCCUCUCUCCUAAAGCCCUCUCUCCUAAAGCCCUCUCUCCAACAGAUACAUUUACUCCUGCUGUGUUAUAAAAGUGUUUCAGGAAAACUAUUUGUUAUCCAGUGUGUUAGUUUGUUUUUCCUCAAAUCAUGGUGAUUUAUUGUUUGAUUUAUGUGUUUCAUAUAAUUUGUUCAUGUUUGGAAGUUUUUUUCUUAUUUUCUUAUUUCUUUCUUUCUUUAUUGAACCUUUAUUUAACUAGGCAAGUCAGUUAAGAACAAAUUUUUAUUUACAAUGACGGCCUACAAAAAGCCAAAAGGCCUCCUGUGGAGACGGGGGAUAAAAAAUAAAAUAAAAAAUAUAGGACAAAACACAUAAAGACAAGAGAGACACCACAACACUACAUAAAGAGAUACAACACUACAUAAAGAGAGACACCACAACACUACAUAAAGAGAGACACCACAACACUACAUAAAGAGAGACACCACAACACUACAUAAAGAGAGACACCACAACACUACAUAAAGAGAGACACCACAACACUACAUAAAGAGAGACCUAAGAUAACAACAUAGCAUGGCAGCAACACAACAUGGUAGCAGCACAAAACAUGGUACAAACAGUUUUGGGCACAGACAACAGCACAAAGGGCAAGAAGGUAGAGACAACAAUACAUCACGCGAAGCAGCCACAACUGUCAGUAAGAGUGUCAACGAUUGAGUCUUUGAAUGAAGAGAUGGAGAUUAAACUGUCCAGUGAUUAAUCCAUUGAUUUUAAUCCAGUGAAUUUCCACACCUGUCAGAUUGUUGUUUUAAUUUGGAAGUGACAGUAUGCACACAGACAGACAGACAGCUGUGUUAUGUUGUGUUGACUUGUCAUCGUUUCAUCAUCACGAAUUCAAGCAUGUCUUUCUAUGGUUGUAGUCGUUGAUACUGCAGCUCUAAUUGUUGGCAGAAGCCAGUUCAGGUUUUAGGUGGUUGUUUAUGUGUUGUGUUUUUUUGUUUUUUUUGUUAUGUAACUUGUGCUGUGUUGUUGUGGACUUUGUGGCGUUUUGGUAUUGGAAAAAAGUCCGUAGUAGUUAUUUUUACUUUGAGAGUUAGCCUAUAGAUCGUCGUUUCUGGAUAAACAUGGUUCACUCAGAUCAUUCUGCAUAAAUCACUGAUAUCACCAUGGUGAAUCUACAUAAUCAUAGUGUGUUGCUACUAUGUACUACACUACAUAACUGACAUGCAAUGUUGACAUAUCAACAUUGAUGCUUCAUUCAUUCAUAAUUAAUGGAACUGCUUUACUGUCAGUCAAGAUGAUCACAUUUCACAUAAUAUCUGACUGUGAUGCUAGCCAAUCAGGCCACAGAACAAUUUGAAGCGGACCAAUCAGUUCGGACGACCGCUCCAGUGGAUGUGAUGUGAUUGGAUGUCAUUAUUAUGUUCAUUCCAUUUUCUUUCUCGAUUUGGUUGUUGUUUUUGUAAUUAUCUGAUUUUCAUUGAAUGUCUUCAAAACAUAAUUUAACAGUCUAGCUCUCGUCUCUCUGAGUUCUCCUAUGGGGACAGCCGAAAACUCCUUUUAGGUACUAGAUAGCUCCUUUUUUUCUAAGAGUGUAGGUCUUCUAAGUCUGGUUCCAUGUGUAGCUUUUGAUCAGACACCUCCCAUGUUACACACCUCUAGUGUUGAUCCCAUCUUCAGCCAAUAGUAGCUCUGCUUCCUGGGAGCCUGUUGUCAACUUCCUGUGUCUCAAACCGUGUCUCCUCCCUCUGCUUCUCUUCAACAAGCCUCCAUAGUGACUGUCAUUCGACUGGUCAAUGAUGCAGUCGACACUAUUGAAAACGAAGGUACCGUGUCUCAUCCACCCUUCUCUCUCUCUAUCCUUCUGACGUUCUCUUUACUUCUCCCGGUACUUAUCUCUCUCUCUAUGAGAUGCCAUGCCAGUGUUAUCCAUGACAAUACCAUGACUGUGCCGUUGUUUGAAGAUCAUGUACUUCAGCUAUGAUGUAAAAUACAUGGCUUGUAUGUAAUGUAAACUCAAUGUACACACACAUACUGUAGGCUUUAUAUUUUCAGUACACAUCAAGUACCUAGCUUACAUGGAACCCAUGUGUUGAGGUGUCAAGCCUCAACACACACACACACACACACACACACACACACACACACACACACACACACACACAUCAGGGGUUCAUGGGGGGGCUGACAAAAAGGCAGUGGUGGAAAAAGUACCCAAUUGUCAUACUUGAGUAAAAGUAAAGAUACCUUAAUAGAAAAUGACUCAAGUAAAAGUGAAAGUCACCAGUAAAAUACUACUUGAGUAAAAGUUUUUAAGUAUUUGGUUUAAAAUAUACUAAAAUAUCAAAAGUAAAUGUAAUUGCAAAAAUAUACUUAAGUAUCAAAAGUAAAAGUAUAAAUCAUUUCAAAUUGCUUAUAUUAAUUAAGCAAACCUGACGGCAACAUUUUCUUGUUUUUUUAUUUAUUUACAGAUAGCCAGGGGCACACUACAACACGCAGACAUCAUUUACAAAUGAAGCAUUUGUGUUUAGUGAGUCCGUCAGAUCAGAGGCAGUAGGGAUGACCAGGGAUGUUCUCUUAAUAAGUGUGUGAAUAUAACCAUUUUUUGUCCUGCUAAGCAUUCAAAAUGAGUACUUUUGGGUGUCAGGGAAAAUUUAUGGAGUAAAAAGUACAUUAUUUUCUUUAGGAAUGUAGUGAAGUAAAAGUAGUGAAAAAAUAUAAAUAGUAAAGUACAGAUACCCCCAAAAAAACUACUUAAGUAGUACUUUAAAGUAUUUUUACUUAAGUACUUUACACCACUGCAAAAAGUUCAAGGCUGAAUCAGUGUUACUCACAACAUGUGCAUUGACAUAUUCCGCAUACAUAAAUAAACUGACAUAUUCCACAUACAUAAAUAAACUGACAUAUUACACAUACAUAAAUAAACUGACAUAUUACACGUACAUAUAUAAACUGACAUAUUACACGUACAUAAAUAAACUGACAUAUUAUAAAUACAUUGAUAUAUUACACAUUCAGGUGGAUGGGAGGAGUAGUGAGAGAUUGAGGGAGAUAGAUAAAAGCCCUCCCCCCAAGUCUCAGAUGGUCCGUUCUUAAGCCUCGCAAACACACGCUAAAGCUCUCUCUUCUCCUGUUCUCCCACCUGACAGUGUCAGUCAUGGAUCAAGGUCAGAGCUACAACAGAGGUGAUCCACACCAUUCUCUUCAUCUCUCUCACUCCCUUUACUUCUCUUGCCCUCUUAAUCUCCCUCUCCCUCUCUCACUCUCCCUCUCUCACUCUCCCUCUCGCUCACCCUCUUCUCAUUCUCCGUCGCAGCUCACUGUAUUUGUGUGAUUUGUUGCUCCUAGCCCCCUGCCAACACACACACAACCCAGCAUGCGUUAUCCCCAGGCACAGUGUUGUUGUGCUGACUGAGCAGCCCUGAUGCAACCUUGGAACGUUGCCUGGGUGGAGAGGCUUCGCUCAUCUCCCAUGACAACCACUCACUCUCCAACGCGCCUCGUGGCCGUUCCUCCUCAGUUUGGCCAAUUUUCGCUUUUAUUUGCUGUCACCUGCUGCCUGUGACAUGUGAUGUUUGAUCCUCUCACUGCAUUGCAUUUGCAUCCCACCUCCGAGCGUGUUGUUUAGUUUUUACUCCAUUUGACUGAUGUUACUGCUUUUAAUUUGACUGAUGUUACUGCUGAUGUUACUGCUUUUAAUGAGUUUGUCCUUGCUGACGUUGCUUUGUUGAGAUUUGUUGUUUGAAGCUUUUCUUGAACCUGUCAGGAUGGAUUUAACUUUUUAGUGCUUCUCACUUUGGUUUUAUAAUUUCCUUUGAUGCAUGUACUGUCUGUCUGUCUUACUGUCUGUCUGUCUGUCUUUCCGUUCUUUGUUUUUGUUUUGUAUUUUACAGUUUAAUGCUUUGUGAAAUGUUCCCUUGUUAACAUGUGGAAGUAUGUCAAGCUGUGAUGUGAUUGUUGACGUUGAAUGAUCCCAUCGGUCAGUAACCUCUGACCUCUCACCAUGGCUUGGCUGUUCCGAAGUGCCACCCUUACUCCUUCUGAACCCUGACAUGAUGUGACCACUGACCUGACAUUCCCAGGCCUCCCUCCUGCAUGUUGUGGUUGACGUCUAACUGUGUUUUUGUUGUCUACAAGCAUGCCCGAUGGACCUCUGCAGACAGACUGUAGUUGUCCACUAACAUGCCUGAUGGACCUGCAGAUUGUAACUGUCCAUCGGGCAUGUUGGCAGAGAUUGUGUCUGCUAAAUGUGAUCUAACUCUGUCUCUCCCUCUUCCAGCAUAUCACUGGGACACGUCUGACUGGAUGCCCAACUCAAGGCUACCCGACAUCGAGGAGGUGCCCAGUUACGAGGCCAGAGGCCUGGGGGGCCACGGAGACAUGGUUGCCUCAGCCUCCCGACUGGGGGGCAGCUCUCGCCUGGGGGGCAGCGCCCGGGAACUGGAGUCAGACUACUACCUCGGGGGCUACGACAUCGACAGUGACUUCCCCCCUCCUCAUGAGGAGGAGUUCCUGACCCAGGACCAGCUCCCUCCUCCCCUCCCCACUCCCCUGGAGGAGUACCAGGAGCACCCCUACGACACCUUGCCCGCCACCCAGCCUGCCUCCAAGGAGAGCACCCUGAGUGGGAGUGUUAGUGGCAGCACCGGACGCCACAGGUCCCCCCGCCCACACUUCCACCCCAGCCAAUACCUGCCCCCACACCAGCUGCCUUUGGGGGAGGCGGGGCAAGGCGGGCCAGGAGGGGAGGAGUUCAGCACUUUUGUGGGUGGGGCGAUCACGGCGGGAGGCGGGGACAUGGAUGAUAAUGUGUCGCUGAAUAUGAGGUUGUCGGUGGACGCGUCAUCAGCCUCGGACGUGUCGGCGCCCUGUGGCUUUGACGACUCGGAGGCGGGCGGUAGUGACUUUGACAGUAUGGAUGAGCUCCACCAGAGGGGGACACACACCGUAGAGAUGCAGCAACAGACUGAGGUCUGA
Molecule: messenger RNA, 59114 nt
Organism: Coregonus sp. 'balchen'
Lineage: Eukaryota; Metazoa; Chordata; Actinopteri; Salmoniformes; Salmonidae
Source: the annotation of a GenBank genome assembly